UUGUAUUGCUUGAUACAACCUCUGCAAUUGGAGAGCUAGGAUGGAAAACCUAUCCUCUAAAUGGGGUAAGUCUAUCUAUUUAGAUUUUCAUUAUUCUGCAUUUGCAGUUUUAAAAUAAAGUCAAACAAAUGGGCAGUAACUUUGAGGACUAAUGCAGUAGGGACAAGUGUACUCAGCUCUAUGAAAAACUGGGAUUUAGUAAAUAUUUCUAAUAAUAGAACUGCAUACAUAAAAGGCUAUACAUACAAAACAGCAUAAAUAUUUAUGACAGUUAGGAUUUUUGUUGUUAAGGUGUGAAUAUCUUUUUUGCAACCUUGUGAAAAUCAUGAUUUACAGUUUUAAAAAGUAUAUGAAUGUAAUUGAAUGUUAUACUUCAAAUCAUACUGAGCAUGAUUUAAAAUGUAUAUUAGGGCUAUCUGAAAAGUGUAAAUAGGAAAUUUCCCUACUUGCUGUUAAGAAUAUGAAUGUUACCUAGAUUUUGUUUUGUCAGGUUUAAAAGUUCAUUAUUGCAAACAUUAACCCCAGUUCAAUGAACCAUCUGCAAAACAGGGUCCCAUUGCUAGCCAUGGAAGUCAUGGAUCAGCAAAUGCAAGCUGUUGCUUAACAAGGGGAAAGCCCUAGCUGCACUUGCAUUAGUCAGCUGUUGGAGUCUGGCCGUGAUGUUAUGCAAAUAUAAAAUACUGAGGAUACAAAUUGUUGGGAGUGCUUUAUGAAGCCUCAGCUGUCAUAGCUGGGGAACUGCUAGUCUUGCCACAUUUUGUUAUAAGUUAUUGCAACACUCCUAUUUGUAGAAAUGAAACAAAGUUUGAGAAUACUAUGGGUAUGCAAUGAACCCAUGGAGUGAUUCUGUACACCUGUUUCAAUCUUGGUAGGAGACCAAUAUAUAAACAUGAUAGCUGCAGUAAAUAAAACAUGAACAGCAAAAUAAUCAGAUCUAGCCUAGCCUUUCUUCAGUAGGUCCAUUCGCUCCUUCUCGGACAGGAGGCUUUGCAGGCGAGCCCCGGGGUUCCUCUGUGAACUGGCCUAUUACAGGCUGGAUCAUCCUUCUGCUGCCAAAUUGGCCAGUGGCGGCAGGAAUUAGAGGACAUUCCCCUGGGCAUGGGACCAACUGACCAAUAACGGCACUUGGCCCCACACCCAGGGCAAAAAUAAUUUCCCAGCCUGCUGGGCCUUUUGGCUUCUCUCUUGGCAAUCCUUCCAGGACUGCCAACUUGACUAAAAUAUUGGGGUGGCUCAGGUAAGCCCUGCCCCACAUAAUAUAUGACGCAGUGCACGCACACACUACUUGAAUGGCAAUGCCCAUAAACAUGGGAGGAGUGCCUCCUCAAAUAUUUUAUUGGGGAGGGGCGAAGGGACCUCAGCCCCUAGGAGUUGGUUCCUACAGCUCCUUUUGACGUUACAUUACUGGUGUAUAAGCCACUGCGGUAUGUAGUCUACUCACUGUGGUCAGGUAAUGUCAAAAGUAAUGUCAUGUGAGAAUGACAAGUCCAUGAUGUGGCGCCUUCAGAUUCUAGCAUUGUUGAAAUUUUCAUAAUGGGCACCUCUGGUGAACCACUUAUCUCCAGCUUUGCUUAUGUGAUCUCAAUCUUAUGGCACUAUUAAGGUAUGAAGGGAUUAUUAAAAAGGUCUUGGAAUCAGCUUCUGCUUGGCAAAUGGAAGUAACUUCUUGCAAAAAAGAAUAUUGACAGUCCACAUGCUUUUCUGUGCAUAGCAGUACCUAUAAAACUAGGCCCUAUAUGUUUACAGCUGGAAGUAAGUGGCAGGAGUGCUCUCAUGAUUAAAACAUAAAGGUGGGAGCACCUGUAAAUUCAUAAUUCAAUUUGAUUGGUGCAUGUGAGAGAUUGAGAAAAGGAGAUUCCGCCCCCCUCUAGAAAUCAUUAGUUCUUCACUUCAGAGAUCAGGUUACGCUUUCCACUUGGCUAGUUCACUUAACAGCACAUUGGAGGAACUUGUAUAGUUCAACUUUUAAUUAAGAUGCAAUAUAUUUAAGCACUUAAUCCAUUUUAUAGAUUAGGUUCUUAUCCUGAGAACUCUUUAAAUUAAGCAAUUCUGUUGGCAGUAUAUAAUUUAUUUUUAUGUGUUGUGUUGCCUUUUCAAUGCUGAGUUUUUAUGACGAUGCUUGAGAUGGUGCAAAAUAAUCAGAGAUGUGGGGCACAUAUCACUGUGCAACUCCUUUUCAAUUUAGUGGGUUUUGUGCAGCAGAACGUCCUGCUUGGUUGUGUGCACAGAGUAUUGAAAGUAGUUUAAUUUUUGUUUCCUCCUUUGGCUCUUUUUUUCUAGGAAUAUAUAUUAUAUUUCCUCAAUACCGAAAUAUAUAUUUUUUAAGUUCUUUUAGUGACUUUGCCCUUAGGGACUUUAAGCAAUAUGGCAUUUCUUAAUCUUAGACUGUUUUCAAGUUUAUGGAUUUAAUUUUUCAAGGUUUUACAAUCCUUUUUAUUCUUGGGUUGUAUUUCCAGUCUAUUAAUAAGUACAAUUUACAUUUGCAGUCCUCUGUAUUUUAUAUUUUUAACUCUGAAAUGUGUUUUCCUUGGAAAACAGAGAGAAAACAAGAUGUGGUAUACUGUAUUUAUUAUUAUAUUCAUCUGCAGAAUCCUUCUUAAAAUCAAUAGGAUGAUAAGAGGAAGAUGACUCCAAUUUUUAAAACUAAUUCAUCUUCAUCUGAGAUUAAAAGUCCCACCAGAUUACUCCUUAAUUGAUGCUGGUAGUAGCCAGAUGAAACUGGGUGUUUUGAAGGAGAUGGCAGAGCUAGGGUCAAAGAGCCACUGCAUUCUAAACCAGUCAAGUUAAUGGCAAUGAGCCUAAUUUAGGCCUAUCGGCCUGCAGUUAGAAUUAUACAGUACUAACACUCACCUUCCACUCAGAUUGGCAGAAGUAACAGGACUCUGAAGGCGGCAGAGAUUCCACCACUCUUUACUGAUAAAAUAAAAUAAAAUACAAAUUGUAAUGUAAAUUACCAAAGACUUGUUCAGAAGGGAAUGGGAAAUGAAAAUAUAUUGAGAUAGAGGGAGAAAUAUGGGAUAAUGAACAAAAAAUGGCUGCUUAGUGUGCAAGGGGAAAGAGGUGACAUGCUGAUGUUGAAAGUCUGAGAGGGAGACUAAAUUAGAGAAAUGAAAGAGCAUGAUAUUAUCUUCUUACAUUUAUCCUUCCUUUAUGAUUUAUCCAAAGCAUGCCAAAGAGUAGGAAUCCUCAGUGUUGGCACCUAAAGGGAUCUUCCGUGUGAACGUAAGGGCAGGGUGAUAAUCUUUACUUUUCAAAAUGGGGUGGAGUGUUAGCCAAUAACCAGUUUCCUGAUUUGGACAUAAUGGAAAGGUAUAGUUAACAGAACACAUGAAUGGAGGAGCAAAGCAGCUGAGUGUGGGGAGAACAAGGCUAAUUUACAUCUUGGAUUAUUAAAUUGAGAGAUGACUGCUGAAACCCAACCAUACCGUUGAAAGCCUGAGGAACCUCCACCCCACACACCUAAUUAGAACUAGCAGGGGUCCUAAUUUGGCCGCCAAGGAAGUUUUCCCCAAGCCAUGCCUACAUCUUCCACAUCUGGCAUUUUAUAUGAAUUGGGCUGCAGCCACACACAGAGAGACCAAGAGGAAAAAUUAUCGGCAUUAUUUUUUUUUUGAGAGGUGAAAGUUUAAUACCACCAGUGAGUGAUAGAGGUUAUUUCAGCUGCUAAGAGAGUCUGUUAGUCUUGUUUGAAAUUCACUAAUAUUAAUUAAACCCUAGAAGUGAGCAUUAAAAAUAGCUCUGAAUAGGUCUAUAUGAAUAACUGAAUUCGGCAUAUUCUGUUUCUUUGUAAAAAUUAGAGGCAUACAUUUCUGAAAACUGUCAAGUUUAGACCCUUAUGUUGAUUACAUGACUGCUCUUUAAAAUGAUAUCCAGACAUUCUGUUUUAUUAUUUCCACCCAUCUGAAGAAAUUAAUGAAAACCCAGUAACAAAUUCCUAUACUUGAUUCUGGGGGGAAACAAGCAAAUUAGAGAAGACCAAACUGCUUGCUACUCCCCACUAUUCCAACAGCUUCCUCACUACCUUCAGUGUCUUCUUUCUCCCCCAAAUCUGUACUCUCUACUAUCAUUUAUCACUUCUGAAUAGGUGGCGGGGGGGAUAUCAUGUGUAUUAGAUAAAGCUUCAGAACUGCUGGAAAGAGCUAUGAAGGGUUUGCUUUCUGGUGUGCUGCUUCGCUCAGUGUUUGAAGUGACAAUUUUCCACAUGUUUCAAUCAUUUGUUAUUUUCUCACUUUUAUAAUUCCAUAAGCAGGAUUUGGGUUCAAUAUUUCAGAAAAGGGCCCAGAAAGUUAUUUGUCAUUGGACCUACUAAAAUCAGAAGGCCAUUUCAUGAAAUGUGCAUGUAGGCUGUGUGGUAAUACUGCCAUGAGAGAGAGAGAGAGAGAGAGAGAGAGAGAGAGAGAGAGAAACAUCUUUGAAAGAUCAGGUUUAUCUUUAGAACUGUGUUAAUCAGAAAUAAGGUGUAGUCAGUUAUGGAUUUGGAAGAAAUAGGUAGUACCUGGCAAUUCUGUACAACAGUGGUUUCUGGUGUAUUGAAACUCCAUUCAUGUGAUUCUUGCCUAGAGCUGACAUUUCGUGAUCCAGGUGCAUAACUUUCAAUUUUUUAUUUUAAAUUUUACUGGAAAUUUUAUUUACAACAUAACAUAAACCCCCACCCCAAUACAGAAAUCCACCCUCAUUAAACAUGAACAUAACAUACAAUAAGCAUAACAUACAACAAUGCAAACAACCAAAUAAAAGACUUCAUUUAUCCUGUAUCUGGCUUCCUUAUUUACUUCUUAUAAGCUGUUUCCUUUUGAGUAAUUAUUCAGAUUUUUCUAAAUUAUAACUUAAAUAUCCACAAAGUCUCUUGCAGACAUUAAUCAAAACAAGUCCAGGUAUGUAUUUUAGGGCCAGGUGCAUAACUUUCAAAUAUCCUUAUGUGAGAGAUAAAUGGACAUAGGAAGCUGCCUUAUACUGGCUUUAUCCAGUGGCCUACCUUACCUCAGUAAUGACUAUGCUGACUGGCAGCUGUCUCUACUAUAAGGUUCCACUGUUUCUUUCAAGUGUUUCCUUUCCAGUCCUAUUGUCUGCUACCUCCCUUACCGACCAUGGUCAAGAGCAGAGUGGUGAGCAGGGCAAGGGCAGGAGUAAGUCCACCUAAAGUUGCUACUUUUCUUUCUUUCUUCAGCAGGAUUGCUCUGUCUUAAACAGGUUGAAAUAUAUCAGGCAACACUUUUCCCUGAAUGGAAAUGCAGUGGUGGAGAAAACUGAAUUUUGGCUGUUACGCAGCUUUUAUUUAUUGUUUGAAUAAGUACAUAAGAUAAAUAAGACUAGUUCAAGGUAGCUAACACGAAACAAGAUGUCAAAGCAACAUAAACAUGCAAAAGUAAAAAACUUGAAACACAAAGCUAAGACCAGUGGAAUAAAAAAGAAAUCAUCCAACUAAAACCAAUUUCAGCAGAGCUUUUCUUUUCUUUUUUAAGUCUCAUCAAAUAAAAAUACUUAGGAAUCAAUGCUGUUUAUAGGAAAAAGGAAUGUCGGGUUUUUUGUUUGUUUUACUGCCCAGUAAAGGGACAUUAGCAAAGAGGCAAAACAGACGUCCCUUAGAAGUUCCAGAGCUUAGGUGCAGCCACUGAAAGAGCCCACUCCCUAAGUUCCCUACAACCACACAUUCACCCGAGGAAGUUGGGGCAUUCAAGAGGGCCUCCACUGAAGAUUUAGCAGGUUAAUAUUAAAGGAAUAAGAGCCUUGCUAGGACUAGAGGUGCUAAAUUUACUCUCACUGUAGCUUCAAAAUCCAUAGCUUUCAUCUCAGUGGAUCAAUUUGAAGUUUACAUUUUCAAGGCUAUCUUUACAAGGGGAAGGGCAACAAACAUUAUUUUAUUUUUAAAUGAAUGCUGAGCCUGGAAUCCACAUGGUGCCAGUGUUAAAUGGGGAAUUUCUUGUGAAUCUUCCAGCACAUCAGUAAGCUGUGCUUACUUUUUUAUAUGCACACCUGUGUCUAAAAUAGCUAAUUAGAACACAUCUGCAUUGAACAGUCUAGUGUGAGCACCCCAGAUUGUUUGGCUACAGCAGGACUCCCGAGAACAUGUAAUCCCUGUGAUUGCAGCUAUUGUAAAUGCUUCCUUGUCAGUUAGCAAGCUUCCGAUGAAAUUAACCACAGAUGUAAUUACUUCACUUCAUAAAUGUAUUCCACUCCCUGGUGAGCUCUUCUAAGGCUCUGAAUAAUUUCCAGUUGCUGAUUUAUUUAUUUAUUUAAAAGUUUGAGGAAGGAGUCUAUGGUGCUAAAUUUAUCAUACUAUGCAAACAGUUGUUUCAUAUUGUUGAUUUUGAGGAUUUUGUGGUUUGUUGCUUGCUUCCAGUUGAUGUAUGAUUUUGCUCUUUCCUUUUAUAAUGAUUCACAGUAUAUUUUUCACUCAACCAUAGAAUAUUUGUCUUUUCCUAAACCAAUUUGAUAACAUUGUUAGGCUCUCUGGCAUCUCACUUUCGCUCUUCCCCUCUCCCUCUCUUUGCAUUGUUUAUCUCAUAGCUGUCAGUCCACUAGCAGUUUGUUAGCUAUGAUCAUUUGUCUUGAAGUGAUACAUGUUUGUAGCUUCUCAAGGCUUUUAGGACCAAACUAGAUGUAUCAUUAGAAACCACACCAUGAAUUUUCCUUCUGAAACAGCAAGUGUGGACACUUUGCAUUGCUGAUGAAAGUCACACCUCCCCAUGUGGCCUCUUGGGACAUAUUUAGUGGCAUGUCUGAUUUCAUCCUUAGACAAUGGCCAAUCUGGGAGGACACACUCCGCCUUGACCCUGAUGAGCCAAGAUUGGCUUGCAGACCAGAGGUUCCUUGCCUCUGAUGUAGGUCAGUCCCUUAUUGAAAGGCAGUAUGUCCUUUGUUUAAAAUUGUGGUAGGAACCUGCAGCUUCAAUUGCAAGUAGCCUUCAGUGUCCAAAAACACUAUACACAUUACAGCCCACUCUUGUUCUCCAGAUUGCAUUUCUGACAUCACUUCUCUCUCUCUCUCUGUGUGUGUGUGUGUGUGCGUGUGUGUGCAUGCUCAAUUCUAUUCUGUUUGCUAAAAGAAAUUGAUUUGGUUUGAAUAUUCACCAAGUUGGAAAAGUACAGUUUGUAUGUUUAUAGUCACACAGACAAUAGUGAAAAGGGCAGUAAGUGUAAAGAAUAAGAAGUCUACUUGAAUAUUUGAAAUCUUGGGAAAGAUGGGAGAUGAGCUUGUAUACUGAACAUAAUGAGCUUGUAUACUGAACAUAAAGUCAAUGUUUAUGGAAAUUCAUAUCUGUAUAUGUUCUGAUAUAUUUUAGAGGCUAGGGAAAUUUAUUCAGAAUCACCCCCUGAAGCUAUCAAGUGGAGUAGUUGCAUGUCACUGCCUCAGAAAUGUUUCAGAAAUUGCCAUGUUUCCACAGGUAUCAUGAUGCAGGAGCAAAGUUCAAGCACUUGUCAUUAGAGAUUCUGUUAUUUUCAAAAAGACUCAAACUCUCCUUUUAGCCACAAAGUUGGCACCUUAUAGCUAGGUGUCUAACCAUGUUAAAUGUAGCACUACAGCAUUGUAUGUAUCAAAUCUGAAGAACCAUUGAGUAUCAGGCUCAAAAAAUAAAUACACAUUUUUGUGAUUUUCAUUAUCUCAUCCAUCCACAUAGGUAAGUUGUUAAGAUUUCUAUUCUACAAAUUGGUGAGGCUGAGAUAUAAAAGAUUGUCCAAUACCAUUUAGUACAUCAAGGGUUGUUCUGGAAUUCUCUCUCAUAUUUGGGAAUAGCAGCCUGUCUACUUGGUAGCAGAGAAUGCCUGUGUAACUGAAGCUAUCACUCUAAAAAAAAUUUAAAAUGAUGUUGUUACAUUAAGAACUGGGCAGCCUGGAUUCAAGUAUGCUAGCUCCUGCAGUUUCUGAGUUGCUCCAUAUUUUAAAAUUAAAACUAUUUUAUUAUUAUUUUAUAAUCUGUAAAGGUUAUUUCCCCACUUUAAAUUAAAAUUUUAAAAUUUUAUUAUUAUUAUUAUUUGUUUCAUGUGAGCUGCCCUGAAAGCUUUUUUUGUUCUGAAACUGAAGGGCACAUUUAAGAAUUUUAAAGAAAGCAAAACCAAAUCAAUGCUUGUUGCCAAACUGAAGGGCACUGCUUGUAGAAGGGACCCGCCUAAGGAGGUCAAAGGAGAUGUACUGUGGGAAGGGGAAGAGGGAGGAAGGCAGGCAGCGGGGGAAGGGAGGGAGCAAGCAACAAGCUGAGGGAACUGCUGGCUUCCCUGAACAGCCUACAGACUUAGACAUCAACAAAAACCUAGUGUGCGUGUUGCUGCAGGCACUGGCUUACAUCUGAACACUAGAGACACAAACCUUGUCCUACUCAUCUGAUGACAUCUGCAGCACUAGUAUGGAGGCCAUCUAACAGUUUCUGUGUAGAAAAUUAGGAACUGAGUUGGAAAGCGACCUAAGAGAGACUUUGGUGGAUGGAGUCAGCAGGAUGGUAGCAAAAUAUGCAGAGAAUGAAGCUGAAUGACAGACAAAAAAAAUCAGGUGAUACCAAACUGGGAGGGGUAAUUAAUGUUGCAGAAGACAGAAUUGGGAUUCAAACUGACCUUAACAAAUUAGAGAACUGGGCCAAAACUAACAAAAUGAAUUUCAGUAGUGACAAAUGUAAGGUUCUGCACAUAGGCAGGAAGAAACAGAUGUACAAAUAUAAGAGGCGGGGGGACCUGGAUUACUAGUAGAACAUGUGAAAAGUAUCUAGCGGCCUUAGUGAACCACAAGGUUAACAUGAGUUAACAGUGUGAUGCAGCAGCAAAAAAACUAAUGCUAUUCCAGGCUACAUAAACAGAAGUAUAGUGUACAGAGUGUAUUCUGCCUUGCUGAGACCACACCUGAAAUACUGUGUCCAGUUCUGGGUGCCACAAUUUAAGAAGGAUAAAUUGACAAGCUGGAACUUGUGCAGAGGAGGAUAUCAGGAUGAUCAGGGGUCUGGAAACCAAGCCUUAGGAGGAAUGGUUGAAGGAGCUAGGUAUGUUUAGCCUGGAUAAGAGAAGACUGAGAGGAGAUAUGAUAGCCAUCUGAAGGGCUGUCACAUGGAAGAUGGGGCAAGCUUGUUUUCUCCUGCUCUGGAGGGUAGGAGUCAAACCAAUGGCUUCAAGUUACAAUAAAGGAGAUUCUGACUAAACUUAAACAUUGGGAAGAACUGUCUUACAGUACGAGCUAUGUCACUAUGGAAUGGACUCCCUCAGGAGGUUGUGGACUCUCCUUCACUGGAGGUUUAUAAGCAAAGGUUGGAUGGUCAUCUGUCUUGGAUGCUUUAGUUGAGAUUCCUGCAUUGUAGGGGGUUUGACUAGAUAACCUUUGGAAUCCCUUCCAACUCUACGAUUCUUUGACAUUUCUGGAGUACAAGAAGCAGACGUGGCCAUGGAGCAGAUACUGGCUGACACGUACAAGAACAAGUUCCUUCAAAUGGCCUGCGAGUCACACCAGCAAGAUCUUGGUUGUGAGUCCUGAAGACCUGCUCCCAGCUUUACAAGCCUUUUCCCCACCUGGUCUGGGCGGGUGGGGCCCUGACUGACUCUAGCUACAAAAGCUGCUAAACACACUCUUGGGCUGUGGUAUUGUUUAGGGUGCUUUGUUUGGUUUGUUGUUGUUGUUGUUAAUGCUAUUAAUUUUUGUAUCUUUAGUUUUCGAUCUUAUGACUUAUGUGGAUAUUAUUUCAAUUUGGUUGUGUACUUUUUGAUGUGUUCUGCGACUGGACCUAAUGGUCAGGGGUCCCUUUACCUUUUCAUUUAUGAAUUUUGUUAUGUUUGUGAUUAUGUUGUAAGUUGCCUAGAGCAUGGUUUUAACUAUGGGAAAGCAACAUAAUAAUAAAAUGAUGGUGACGAUGAUAAAAACAGGAUUAAGAUGCACUUGGCGCACUAAACAUCUGGUCCAGUACUGAUUCUACUUAGCAACCUCACAUAUAGCUCAAUGAUCCAAUGUUGACUUUAUACUGGUUAUUUAAAUUCCUCCACAGUGCAGUGUCAUUGUGGUCUGAGGCAAAUAUAUCCUCAACCACCACCACCACCACCCGUCCUGCAGAAAAAAUAUGCAGCUAUUCUGGAGCCUUUCACAACUGAGGUGGCAUCUAUCAGCUGAAGAGUGACUGGCUGGUUCUUGGAAAUGCCUAGUCUGGUGUUGAAGGUUUUUGCCCAAUGUAUUUCAAGGUCCCUGCACUAAUGUCCUUCGAGUUGCACAAUAUUAAGACCUAGCACUUCAUGAACACAAUGCCCUAUAUGGGAAACUUUUCAAGGGUUGUGUUAUGUACUGAGUUGAAUAGGAUCCAAACUGCAGCAGUCUGAUUGGUCCUAGAACAAUAGGAUCCAAAAUGCAGCAGUCUGAUUUGUCCUAGAACAAUAGGAUUCAGAAUGCAGCAGUCUGAUUGGUCCUAGAACAAUGCAGCAAUAUGAUUGGUUGGCAGGAACCACCCAAUCAGGCUCCAGAUAGAAGUGAAUCCACAACCUGAUAGGCUUACAGUAGAAUUCCGGAAUUAGCCAAUCAUGUGCAGCCCAUUGUGUAAACAACGUAUAUAAAGCAGAUACUUGAGGGGACAUUCAUUCAUUCCUCCUCACCACUAUGAGCUGAAUAAAGAGCAUGAAAUCACUUUGCGACUCUGAGUAUAUUUCAGGUUGCAUUAAUGGUCAAUGACCUGUCAGGUAAUUAUGGAUAAAAGCACAGGCUGUCUUUAUCCAUAGUUCCCAACUUUCUUCAUCUUGUGGUCUGCACCUUUUAAAAUCACGUUUAGUUUUGUACAAUAUGCUCUUCCUGUGAUUUAUAUUGUCAAUAUAAGUAAUUAAAAAGAGCAAUUAGCACGUAAUAUAUGAAUGCAACCAGUUCACUGCACCAGUAGAUAUUUUUGUUUCCCUAAUUAGGGCCUUUCUGUGUUGAGAAAUAUGUUAGUAUCCAUUUCAAGUCAUAAUGGCUUAAAGGGGUUGAUGGAGUUCCUUUUUAACUCCAGCAUAGCUAAAGAGAUUGCUUUGGCUCUCUGUUUCAUGUGGGAUAGCUAAGGGGAUUGACUUUAGCUCCCUGAUUCUUGCCAUGAUGAUUAAGGGGAUUUGCUUAAAUACCCCAUUUCAUGUGGUAUAGCUACUGUAAAAGGAUUAGCUUUAGAUCUCAUUUUCAUGUGGGCUAGCUAAAGGGAUUAGCUUUAGCUCCUCAUUUCAUGCCACAGUAACUAAGGGCAUUUACUGGAGCUGCCCAUUUAGUUGCUCUAAGGACUCCUGCCUUUUAUAACAGCUUUAUCUUUUCCUACUAGUAUCAGAUAAAAAUAAUCAGGUUGUAAGUGUAUUUUUAUUCCAGUUACCACACACUACAUGGCACUUAAUUUUUUUUCUUAAAGUGAUUAACCUAGCACCUUUUCUGUGUAUGGAUUUAAAACAAGUCAUAGUAGCUCUGACCAUCUCUCAGCCGAUUAACAGUGCUUUUUUUCCUUUAAAAAAUGUUUAGGGGUACUCUCAUUUUGGCUCAAGAAAAUCACCAUUUUAUAGUUCAAAUCAGGAAGAGUAAAUACAGUGAAUGGACAAAAGUACAAAUAUUCACAAAACGUUUAGCAGGUAUGCGUACCCCUGCAUACCCCCAGAAAAAAUGCACUGCUGAUUAGACAUCCUCCUUUUACACCCUUCCUAGUCUCUGCAUUCAACAUGCUAUGUUGUCUGCACUCCCUCUAAUGUCUCCUUACUCCACUUCUAUGUUCACAAAAUCUGCUGUCCAGUUCCUUCUAUCUCUUAUUCACUCAUCCCAUAAUUGUCACUAAUUGGAACCUUGUUUUUCUAUGUUUAUAGACAUAGACUCACAAUAUGAAUACCAAUUUACAACUUUGGGGAUUGAGUGUGAAACGCAGAAGCUUUCCCUAGGCCAUUUCUGGAACUCGAUCCCAAAUUCUCCCUGACUCCAGUUCCACUGGUGUAUCCAUUAUUUAUUUUUCUCUUUCCUAUAAAAGAAAAAAGUAAAACCAGGAAGACAUUAGCAAUGUAACAUGAUAUUUACAACACAUAAUGGUUUUAAUUUUGAAACAGAGAAUUCAGGGGUAUCUUGUUGGCAUUAACUUGCCAGUAUAGCACAUCCCAAAUAUGUCAUGAUGCCAAGCAUAAAGGAGCAAACAGGUGUUACUGCAAUGACUACCGUAAGGUUUUAUCUUUGGGGAGGUCUUUUCACAGAUUGCAUUAAACUUAGUAACUUUCACAUUCUUUAAACUGUAUAAGAACAUUAACUUGCCAUCCACACACGCACAUAUAAAAUGCACGGUUUUUCUCCCAAGCAAUAUUGCCAUAUGCACCAGUAAACAUCAAUGAGAGUUAUGUAUAAAUAAUAAGGGGCCGAAUUGCAGCUUUUGUGGAUAACAUCUAAAAGCUAAAUAUAAAUAAAUAUGCACAGAUUUCAAAGAAAGUAAGACACUAUAUAUUACAGUUGUGAUGAUUUGUGAAUAGAUGCUGGGCUCUGUGCUGGACACUAAAUGGGCAUUUAAAUUCUUUCCAAUGGCAGUCCUUUUGAUGUACUGCUACUAGAUAAUGCGCCUUUAUUAAAAUUCAGAGUACAUUUUAUACCCUACAAGUAGGAAUAUUCAGGGGGGAAAGAUAUGGCACUUCAGUAAGAAAGCAAUAGCUCAGUAGUAGAGCACAUGCUUUGCAUUUAUAAAGCACCUUCUUCAGUCCCUUGCUUCUCCAGGACAGGGAGGAAUCUUUGGAGGCUGGACUGGAGAAGCCCUCUGCUGAAGACACUAGAGCAGGCAUAGGCAAACUCGGCCCUACAAAUCUUUUGGGACUACAAUUCCCAUCAUCCCUGACCACUGGUCCUGUUAGCUAGGGAAGAUGGGAGUUGUAGUCCCAAAACAUCUGGAGGGCUGAGUUUGCAUAUGCCUGCACUAGAGAAUCAUUGCCAAUCAGAGUAAGCAGUGGUAGUUGAGGUUAACCAAAGGCAUAUCAUAGCAAGUAGAAACAAGCCUAGAAGCAAAUCCAUAUUCAGUCUCCCCUUCCAUUUUUCUGUAAUAUCUGGUAUUCAGAGGUAUACUUCCUCUGUCCCACUUACCUACCUUGGCUCAGCGCCCAGCUUCAACUUCUUCCUCCUGGAAGCAUGAUUGGUGUCAACACUUAGCAUUUCGGCAUCAGGUAAAAGUGUACUUGUUUGCCCAAGUGUUUGCGGGAUUUUAGCCUGCCAUUGUAAUGAGUGCCACUGUAGGUUCUCUAGGGUUUUUUGAGUGAUUUGUAUUGUUGCUUUCUCUGCUAUUUAUUUGUUUUUGUGUUUGUGGUUUCAAAUGAAGUGUAGUGCACCCUGAAAACUUUAGAUGAAGGGUUGGCUAAAAAUAUAUUUCAGAAAUAUAUUGUUUUACUUAUUUGACAUCGUUCCCGCUUCCCAUGAAAUUCCUUUUGUGUUUUGAAAAAUGUUGGAUUUGAUGGUAUCCUUUACCUUCUUUAAAACCUAUUGCUUAAGGUCCCUAUGUUUCUGGGUGCCUGCUUUAUAUUUUUAGUCAGACAUGGGAGUAAGGAGUGUGUAUGCAUAUUAAUUAUACACAGUUGACAAAUGCCCAUUAUACAUUGUUUCCUGUCCCUGGGAACUGUCAGAUAUUCUGGGUAUCAUGGAAACUGCUCUGGAAGAAGGAAAAGCUUCUUUUCAGAUUCAUUUAAAAUAUUGCUAUUUGUACUUGCAUAUUUUGUUCUGCUAAAUUUAUAUUGUUCAAGUGAAUUUGCAAUGAUUUUAUUGACUAAAAAUGCAAAUUAUAUUAAUAAACAUGCAUGCACAUAACAUUUGAUACAAUAGACGUCUUGACAGCACACCUUCUUGGCUGAGCUCUAUUGUUAAAUCUUAUUUGGACUGUGGGAAGACUUCAAAGAUAUCCCACUUAAGCAAGUUGUAAGAUUGAAAAAUGUAUUCCUUUUUCCUGCUCCUUACAGUUUAUACAUGGUAUAACACAUCUUGGCACUGUGCGUUGUUCCACAGUUUCAUUUGCCUUGAUGUAAUCUUGCACAUGGUAAAGCUCUACCCAAUGGCUUCAAUAUACAUAAAUAUGUUUGCACUUUAAAAACUGCCUCCUGAAUUAACUAAGUGAAUGGUGAGCCUCUUAUAGAAGGGGAAACUGUGUGUAUGCAGUGGAACUCCUGGACUGAAAAGGAAUCACCGAAUUAGGACAAUUAUCUCAUUUCCCAGGUUACCAAUCACAACUAUACACUUCUAUUAUUUGCUGAUAGCCUUGAACAGUUUAGGCAGCAAACAUGUCCUAGAGAGACAAGCCUAAUCUAUACAUUAUUUCUUCAUAUGCACCACAAAUAGAAACAAGAAAAUGUAAAGCUAAUACAUUUCCUUACUUUCCUUAGACACUUUUGCUUGUUUAUGCAUUUCUGAAUCAAGGUCACUGUAAUCACACUAGUCACUCCUGGAUACUUAGAAAGGUGUUGUUUUCUAUUUGAUUCAUCAUUCUUUUUUCCUAAACUAACAUUAUAAAGAUGCUGACCAACAUAGUAUUUAAGAUGGAGAAUUAUUGAUCUUGAGAUUUUAAAAUUCCCUUUAAAGUUAAAAGUAUUUUUAUUAAUUAUUAAAUAUAAAAGCGUACACAAUCUUCCUACCAUUAUUUUAGUUUGUUUGUGUGUUCCCACCACCCCUUUUCAGUAUAUGACAAAAAACAAUGUGAACUUUAGGCUAUAUUCUAGUGCUUAUUUUUGGAGAACAUGGAGUUGUAAUUACACUGUUUUCCUGUGGUAGAUUUUUUCUAUAAUAUGGCUCCUAUAGCCUGGCACAAAAUCCUGAAAAAGCCAGCUAUUUCUCUGAGAAAAAGAGAGGAACUAAAUGUUUCUAAAAGCCUAGGUUCCCAAACCAUCAUUUGCUAAUAUAUUUACUUAUUGUAAGUAUUUAUCUAUCCUGCCCUUCCAUGAAUCAUUCCAAGGAGAAUUAAGAUAAUGAAAAAUAGACAAUUAUCAAGUACAAAAAUAAAACCCAAUAAACAUGUUAAAAUGACCAAAAGCAGACAAAUUAUUCACAAAAAUUGUAUCAAGUGCAUAACACAAAUAAUCUUAAGAGUACAGAAGUCUCUCUAAAUAGGUUUUCCAUACCACAGGGAAAAACCGUAAGUGUGAGAGCUAGGUAAGCCUGUCUUGGGAAAGAGGCAGACAUGCCUCUUUUGUCCCCAGCCAACACAACUCUGAAACUGAUGGGAUAUGCAAGAGACUUUGCACAAGAUUUUAACAAUCAGGGAGAUUCUACCUUAUUUUUAAUCCAAUAGGGACCAUAAAAACCAUAGCCAGUACUUUGAAUUGCAGUUAGUGUACAGAAACAAACAAGAAGCUGUUUUUUACCAGAGAGGAGAGCAGGAGGAGAGAAAUAUUACCCAGAGAUUGGAAUUUAUUUCAGAGAUGCAUUAAGAAUUUUUAUUUAAUUUUAUAGGUUUUUUAAAAAUAGUUUCCAAUUUUAGUAAUGAAGAUUAAGGCUUUUCCAGAUUCAUUAAAUUAAACCCCAUUCACAUCAAUUGAUAAGGAGGUUUGAAAAACAGCUGAGCAGAAUAAACACUAUAUUACAACAAGCACUGGAGCUUAUCUCCUUUCUGUUCCACCUACAUUUACAAGGGAGGAAUAUGAUCCCAUAACCAGCUGCUGUUAACAUUUUGGCUGCUGCAUUGUGCAGUGCACUGAAGUUUCUAGAUACUUUUUAAAGGAAGCCCCAUGCAGAGGUCAUUGCAGUAGUACAAUAAGACUAUAACUAAGGUAUACGGCACCAUGGUCAGAUCCAACUUCUUUAGGAACAAGCAUAGCAAGCGCACAAAUUAGACAGAAGCACUUCUGGACAUGUCUCACCCCUGAGCAUCAAGGCUCAAGGCCAGGUGAAGAAAUGCACCAAGGUUAUCUACCUGAGGAGUGCAACCCCAUCCAAAACAGAUUGGAUUUAUAUUCCAGUAUCAACAUUUCUGCAGACGAGGUGCACUCCUGUCCUGCCUGGAUUAAGCUGCAUUUUGUUCACACAUAUCUAGCCCAUUACCAACACCAAAAACCAGUACAAAUGGGAAGAAGACAUAGAGCCAUUAGUAUGCUGAUGAUGACAUUCAAAACAUAUAUCCAAUUUCCUUCAUUAUUUUUAUGUAAAUUUUAAAAACCAUAGGUGACAAUAGGAAGCAUAGCUAAUAAGAUAGCCUCCUCCGGAGCUGACCCUGUAGGAAAGACUAGAACCACAGUAGCACAAUAUCGCCAAGUCCAUCAUGGCCAGGCAGUCUAGAAGGAUCCCAUGAUCUAUGGGAAGUGCUCUUUCAUUCCCACAUUCUCAGCAUGUUCACACUCCUGUCUCAGUGACGUCUACACUGGCUUGGCCAUGUCCACAUAUUGGAAGAUGGCAGGAUUCCCAAGGAUGUGCUUUACGGGGAGCUGGCUUCAGACACCAGGCCGUUGACACACCAACUCUGUGUUACAAAUAUGUCUGCAAAUGAAACCUGAAGGCUGCCAUGUGGGAAUCCCUUGUGGACCACCACAGUGCUUGGAGACAAACAAUUAAGUCAUGUACUGUAUUCACAAUAGUGACCAGAGGAGUAAUGACUGCUGGGAGGAGCACAGAGAGAAGAAAAGCCAUGGUGCCUUCAUCCAGCAGCACAACUGGAUGCCUUCAUCUCAACUGUAGCAAAACAUGUCUCUCCCUUAUCAGUCUCUACAGCCACAGCAGGCACUGUAAGUCUCCAGUGGCUUGACUUCACCCCCAAAGGCACACUCCUCCAUUGUCUUCUGAGACACACAGAUGCCAAUAACAAAAAGAAAUGGUAAUUAUGUUGUAUUCCCAGAGGCAUUUUGGAAAUUCAUCUAUAGACAAAAUAUCCUAGGAAUUCCUAGAGGAGCUAAAUGAGUUUCAGUGGAGCUCAUGAAAGUUUUGGGAGGGUAAAUAUACACCUGCCAACAUGCAUUCCUACUGGAAUGGUUCUUUUUAAUGUAUGCUGCAUCACAAGGAAGAUUGAACUUAUUUUCAAUUCCAAUAGAACUUUUUCAUGCAAAGUUAUGAGACUUCUGUGUUUUUACUCUGCAUAGUGAAUUUAUUUCCUUUCACAGCCAUGACAAAAUUUUCAUCUCUCCUCCCUCGCCCCCCAUUCCUCUCCUUGAGUUGUCAGAUGUACUUUUUAUUCUGGAUAAGUAAUUCCUUUCUAAAAUUGGCUUCUCUCUCUUUCCUUUCAUCUUCCCCCUCUCCCUGAACUUGGCAGCUAUAUUAAGGCACUUUGAUGUCAAUACAAUUUACCCUCCUUGGAAAGCAUAAGCUAAUUGUUAUUUGGCAACUAUAAGAUGGCUGGCUACCUGUUACCUAUGUACUGUUAAGCGGCUGCUAAAUUCUCUUUACUGGGCUCCUUUUUAUUGCCACUGUCUCAAUUUUGCAUUGCUGACUGCAUUUUCUCCUGGCUUUCAUUUGUUCCCAUUUUAUUUGUUGUAUUCAAAGUCACCUAGUUUUUGACUUCUUCCUUCCAGUUUUAUCCACAUGAAUGCAGAUGACUGCAACAGAGGAGCACUAAUGCUUAUGAGCAGGUGAACACACUUUAUUAAUCUAGACAGCUUGCGUACACUUCAGGAUGCUAGCCAUACUUUGUCAACCACAAUCCCUUUGUUUCUUUUCUUUGCUGCAAUAUUUGAAUACUAAUUACGCUGUUCUACAUCCCUUUGAGCUCAACUAGCACAACCAAUUCAGCUCCUAUCCACUGAUUGGUUAUUGCUGGCACAGUCUUCAUUACCUGCUUUUGUCUCUUGGUCUUUUCUGACCUCAGCUAUGUUAACUUAUUAGCAUGUAACACGGAGCUUAGGGACCCAGCCAACGGAAAACUAAUAUAUGCCUGUAACAAAAACACAAUGUUCUAGAAUAUAACACCACAACUGUCUGUCUUUGCAUCAUUCUCACAUGUACACACACACACACACACACACACACACACACACACUGUGUGUGUGUGUGUGUGUGUGAGAGAGAGAGAGAGAGAGAGAGAGAGAGAGAGAUCUUAUACCACAAUUAUGAAACAACAAAUUUAUAUGAGUUUAUGGCUCAGAAAUUGCUACAGCUGGUUGUUAUUAUUAACUUCCCUUCCUAGUUCCUCUUUUUUUGAAAUGUCUGAAAGUGUGCUUUCGCUGUAUUUAUGUCAACUGCUGAUGGCAUAUACCAGCAGAGGGGCAUGGCCAUUUUAAUAUAUGUGUGUAGAUACACACAUUCUUCUUUACUAUUACAUUACCUUUCACCCCUAUACCUACCACUCAAGCAUUUGAUGUGCCAAAUCCCAAGAAUAAUUUGGUUUUAAACUGAGCAUUCUCUGAAUGAAGCAACUGUGAACUUUAAAGCCCCUUGGCUGCAGGGAGCCAUUCCCACUUGCAGAGCCAAACAAUAGUCCAUAUUUGCUGCAACUAGUGCUGCCCCAUAAUUGCGUGCUUAUUACCUGUUUUCUCACCCUUGCCUGAAGUCACACAGGCCAUUCCUAAUGUAAAAGGCCAUCAGCAGCAGAUGAAGGAAAGCAAACAGCAGGUGGCGUCAGCAAAGAAACUAUUAAAAGAAAAUAAAGUUGAGUAUUAGCUUGUUUCACACAGACCAGGAUGCCUCCACAAACCAGCAGCGCCCUGUGUAAACUUGCUUCAGGCUGGAGCUAGAUGCUCCCAUUUUCUUAAAGUCUUAAUGAGAGGGCUCACAGCCAGAAAAUCUGUUGGUGGAAUUCAAAGCAAGAUGAACAGAAGUAAUAUGAAAAGGUGAAACAAUUCACAAGGUAAAAUAGAACCUGUGCAGACAAUGUCAUUAAGAAGGGGAAGUUGAGAUUACCUGAGAAUAACCUGACUUCAGACACUGAAGUGCCACAUAAUAGUAAGAGCUUUUCAUUUUGGAAAAUUUUAUUGAAAUGUGAUUGCUGGGAGAAUUUAGUCCAUGCUACAAAAUAAAUCUGACAUGUUGGUUAUGACAUCUCAGCUUGACAUUGUAGGAAGAAUCAAUGAAGAGGACAGUAACAGCUUAUGUAGUGCAAUUUACUGGUUGAGAACGUUUAUAUAAUGUAAAGGAAGGGGAAAGAAGCCUUAAGAGGAAAUAAACUGUUUUGAAAGCAGUAGCAGACAGGGGAAAACAAACAGCUUUGAGAAAUAACAAGGCUGUCAAGUGUAAGCCCUCAAGCCUGAGGGCUGAAUGUGGCCCUUUACGCCUCUCUGUCUGGACUAUGGAUUCUGUCCAGUUCAAACCACUUCUACCCAGGUCACUCCUUCCACUGACUUCUCCCUGUGUCCUCUUUGUGUGCUUCUGCCUGGCUUUCCUUGAACUGAGAUUAUACCUCAGUUUGCCCGAAUGGAAAAGUGUGUUGAAACCUCUGAAUUUGGGAAUUGCAUCCUUUGCUUUUGCCACAGCGACCAUUUACAUGAACCCCCUGGAAGGUUGCACCCAGCCCUCUGGAUGGAAAAAAAAAUUCCUUGGCCCUGAUGUAAGGAUAUUCUUUCAGAAAAUAUUUCUGCUCUCCCACAAAAUAAUACCCCAAAGUUGAAAUAAGUGAACAUUUAAUGCAGCCCUAGUAUGUGCGUAGCAAUCCCUGUAUAUAACUGAAAAAGCUAUUUGGUUUCUGUAUCUUGUCUCAGAUUUCAGGGGGGGGGGAAGUAAGGGAAGAUAAUAACCUAGCCUAAAGAGAUUUCUAACUAACCCUCCCCACCAAAAAUAGUAUCCUGUCUAUUAAUACAGAAUUGGAUUUUAAAAAUACUUUUUCAAAAUAAUUGUUUGCAAUCUCAGACCUUUGAAGCCAUACUUUUUGAAAAAUCAGCUGUUCUGAAUCGGUAAAUAUACACUCCCAGCAGCUUCAUAUAGAUGCUAAAAUCAUGGGAGAACAUAGCCCUGAGGCACCCCACAAGUAAGUACUUAGGAAUCCGAACACUCACCCUUAAAAGCACUUUCUGGACACAGCCCAGGAGGAAGGAGCUGAACUGCUGCAUAACAGUGCCCCCAGCUCCCAACCCUCCUAGACGGUCCAGAAUGAUACCAUGGGAAAGAUCUAGAAUAGUUCUACAAUACUUUCAUUGUGUGAAAGGCGUAUUGCGAAGUUUCCCAUAAUUUGCAUGGUGUGUUUUGUUCCAUAGGGCAGACCAAAAUAGUGACCUCAAUAGUGACACAUAAUCUUCCUUACACAAUUCCAGAAUACCAGGUGCUGAAUACAAAACACACACACACACACACACACACACACAAUCAGCACCCUGCUUUCAUUCUCAUACUGUACUGUCAGGAGUUUCAUUCAUACCACUGACUUUUACUCACUGGAGGGACAAGGGAAUGAAAGGAAUGUGGCUAUAGCCACAGACGUUUUCUCAGUCUGAACAUAUCCCAUCAUUUGUGUGGAUGGGGGAAAGCAUGAUCAUGCUCCAAAGCAGAGCAACACAUCACCAGCGAUUUGGAUGGUCUGUUACAAUUUUACUUGAAAAAACAUUGAAACAAACAGCAACAAUAGUGCUAAAAACAGUGUAUAUGGUACCCACUCAUUACUGGUACCUACUCACUGAUUCUAAAUGGCCAAAGACAAAAUUUAUGGCAGCUACUUAAAACAAAACUGUGCAAGGCUUUGCAGGUAGACAGUCAUAACUCUUAGCCUCCCCUUCUUUGAGCUGGGUUUCUUAAAUGCAGUUCAGAACUUAACUAUUACUGCCAGUAAAAAGAAAACAAAAAACCCUAUUACAGCCAGUGCUCAGCCCUAGAAAAUGUGAAGUACCUUUGUUUACUCACCAAGUAAUGAUAAGCAAUCUGGCAUAGGCCUCAAUUACAAAACUUCAUACAAAAGCAGUUUUAUUAAAGGCAGCUGCAGUUUUUACAGCAAUUGUAAACUGCUAAUUAGGGUUAAGAUCACACUUUUCCUUAUGACUCCACCUCUGGACAAAAAAAAAUGUAAAUAGAAGGAGAUGGGAAUCCAAAGUCAAACACCAUAUUCACAGAACAUGGGAAAUCUGGUGAGUGACAUUCAUUACCUUAAUAAUGUGCUGAGUUCUUGAUCAGUACAAAAAGAAUAUAGACAGCAGAGAUCCAAGCAAAACAAAGCAGAUAGUUUCUGGUGCAAAUAUCUCUGCUCAAUAACUGACAAUGAACUGAGCAUGGAAAAUGGCACUGAACUGAGCAUGUUCAGUAGACUUUAAAACAAAAUAUUUUAAGAUACUAGGCAUUCUGAGGAACAUGCAGCAAACUAAGGAUUUUGAGUCAUCUCCUGUUGCUUUGGGGAAAUUCAAGGGACGAGACUGCUGUGUUUGAAGGCCACUAUUGUAAAUGAGGUUUUUUUGCGAUUGUUUUUUGUAUUUAUGGAGUUCAAAUAAGGAAACAUGACAAAUUUGCCAAAAUUGCUUUUGCUGUUUUGUAAAUAUGUUAUUUGCCAUUAAAGAAAAUGAAGGAAUAAAUACAUCAGAAGGUGUCAGUCAGUAUGGUUAUUAAAGAAAAUCAGACUCCCUGACCUGCUCCCUGCCUGCUGUAGAAAACAGUUUCUCAACUGGGAAAGGUAGUAAUAACAGGAAGGGAUGAAACUAGCCAACUGCAUUUCCAAAGAUUAUAUUAAAUGAUUUGAAAUAUACUGCUGCAUAAAACCUCCUUCGUUCACAAAAAUGAAGAGUGCUGUUCGCCUUGUGCACUCCUUUGUCUGCAAGGAACUUUCGUCUCCAUUGAAAAAAGUGGGAAGCUCAGUGUGUGCACCAGAACAUUGUUUUCAAAGGGAUAAACUUGCUCAUGACAGUAUGUGAAUAAAUUUUAGGCCAGAUGUUCUUUCCAAAAAGAUAUUCUGAUUAAAGAUCAAAAGUUACAUUAAAAUCAAAAGUGUAUUGCAGAAACAGAUCAUUAAUUCUCUGUUUGUGUGCUGAAAUGCUUUUGCCCUAGGCACUGGCAAUGUUACUGCAUUAUUACACAGAGGUUCAGUGUGUAUAUUGAACACUUUUUUCUUCCUCUACCAUAUGAUUACUUGUGUAACCUACAGAUGACUCAGUUAAGACAUGCCUUUUGAAGCCAGCUAGAAACUCAGCAGUGCUUAGUGUGGUUUUUAUUUUUGUAGAUUAAAGGGAUGUUGCUCUCCAGUGACACUGCAAUAUUACCAGGUUAGAACUGUUUAUUGAAUGAACAGAAAAUACCAGUUAGCAUCUGCAAGUCUAUGAAUUCGUAUAACUCUGCAUCUCUGCUGCCCAGGAAUACUUAUGUUUUGAAACAAUUAAUUUUAUUUACUUUGAUGUAUCAGAAAUGCUGAAAACUACCAAAAUGAGAAUUUAAAAAACAAAACAAAACACAACAACCCUGGAAUUCUGACAUUUUAAAUUAAUGAACCCAAAACUCUGAUAGCCAGUCAAAUAUUUCCCAUCCUUUAAAUUUAAAUUUAGAAAUUCAAAAUACUUGCUUCUGCUUGCCAUUCAUUAGGGGUAAAUGAAUAGUAGUAGACACAGGAACACACACUUUUACAAACUGGGUGGACACUUCUUCAGCAGCUCAUUUUAUUUCAUAGGUGCAGUGUUAAAUAUCCUCCCAAGAAAAGUUGUUUUUGAAGCAGGUGAGGCAGUUUAAAAAUUAGGCAUGCAUAGCACUACCCAGCUAAUCAGAAGCAAGCCUCGUGAGUUCAGUGGAACAUACUUCCAAGUAAACAUGGUGAAAAAUCAUUAAAAUGAUUUGAGGAAGCAAAGUCAGGAAUAGGGACAUUUCAGAAAAUUAUUUCUCAUUGAAUUACUGGGUAAAUGUCAUGAUUUUCUUGGUUUUCUAACAGAUUGGGAGAGAUAAUGUCUUUGUAAGUAAGUACCUCAUCCAGGAUCUAGCAAGAAUGCAGUGCGAUUUUCCCCCUACUUACCCAAUCUCUCUAUCAGAUAUUCAGUCAUAGAGCAAGUUGCCAUAUAUGACAAUAACACAGCACAGCAGCACAGGAAACAACAGUGCAGCUGACACAAGUCUUGUUACCUGCAUGCAGUCCACUGACUUUAUGUUAUUACUUGCUCCUGCUUUAGCAUCUAGCUAGAAUCUAGAGAAGGCUUAAAUCCUUAGCAUCCUUAUUAGGAAGCAAGUCCCACUGACCCUGUUAGGACUGUCUAAACAAAUUAUUUUGUAUCAAGCUAUAAACCUGUUAAUGUCAGUCAAACUCUGGUGCAGGUACUCUGGCACCAAAUCUAAGUGUGGUGCCAGUGUGGUGUAGUGGUUAAGAGUGGUAGUCUCGUAAUCUGGGGAACUGGGUUCGCGUCUCCGCUCCUCCACAUGCAGCUGCUGGGUGACCUUGGGCCAGUCACACUUCUUUGAAGUCUCUCAGCCCCACUCACCUCACAGAGUGUUUGUUGUGGGGGAGGAAGGGAAAGGAGAAUGUUAGCCGCUUUGAGACUCCUGAAGGGGAGUGAAAGGCGGGAUAUCAAAUCCAAACUCUUCUUCUUCUUCUUCUAAGACUUAGAAACAGGGCUGUAGAGUACCAUGUAAAUUAGAAGUGUUGCAUUAAUUAUUGAUGUUUUUAUUUCUAGAAGGAUGCCAUACACUAGAAAUGUAACUACACAGGAAUGAAGAUUAUUUGUUGAUAGCAUCCAAACUGUAAGGCAAAAAAAAAAAGUUAGAUUGCAGUCUACAGAAAAAACAGUAACAAAGCCACCCCCUUUGUGAUCAAUAGUGGGUGGGGGGGGAAUAAAGAGUAUUCACAUUUCAAACAAUUGUAGUACUCAGCAUAGCAUGCACAGUGCUUUUUGGCUUGAUCUCAUCCAUGUAUGCUGUACUAAAACAGAUGGUUGGCACUUACCAUUUCGAUAGAACCAAUAAUCAGGUUAGGCAGAGUGAGGUGGUGACUGCUACAAGCAGUCUUUGCCCAGUGGGUAACCGGCAGUGUUGAACCUAGCAGACCUGGCCACAAUUCUGACAAUUUUAAGCAUGUUUUAAGCAAAUGAGACAGUUAAGUACAUUAUUUUCUCCUGAUGAAAUCAAUCUGCCUUAAUAAUGUUUAAUUUUGCCUAGAUUAUUCACUAUCUCUCUAACUAGGAGAUUCAGCUGCAUGUUUACAACCAACACCUGAGUACAAAGAUGUAUGAACAAAGUUGUAUAUAUUUAUUUCAUAUAUUUAUAUACCACUUACUACCAAAUUAGCCUCUUAAGUGGUUUAAGUGUGUGUGUGUUUGAAUUUGCCUUAAAAUUUGCAAAUUAUGGAUUUUUAAAUAUUUAAUGAUAAUGUGGGGAAACAACACAUGGAAAAGUGGAGAACAAAUAAAUAAACAUACACAUCUACUUAGCAUAUUUGCAGUUGAAAUAUGUAUGUCAUAUAUUGACACCCCGGGAACAGCUUUGACUGGCUGGCUAAACCAGGUGAGGGUAGCCAAUGGGUCUCAAAUCCUCAGUGAGUUAGGGAAUUCCCCUGCAUGAGAAGACGGGCUGUGGUGGAUUGAAUGGACAAGGCCAAUAGUGGUUCCAACGGUCAAGAAGGUGGUUUCUGCAAGUGUUGUAGAGAGAAGUGAGGGGCAGGUUGAGCCCAUCCAGGAGAAAGAAAACUCUAGUCCUAAAUCUCUGCUGCCUUGUGUGAUAUCUUCAGGAGAAGAAAAGGCUGAGAAGUAUAAAGGAUAACGAGAAUAAAUCCUACACAUAUCUGGAGUGGAGUUCCUAAGUUGGUUGGAUGGUGCCUUGCAUGCCACUUUCCGGCAGAUCUUGCAGCCAAGCUGGUGCCAAAUGUAUUGCUCUACUUUCCUUUGGACCACAUCAAUGAGGCCGAGAGGGGGGUCUUGUCGUCUGGGCAGCCCAGGACCUCCAUACACAUUGCCCAAGCUUGCGCCCCAGGGAGGUCACUUCAGUGCUGCUAACAGUGGUUUGACUCCUCCCCGGAGGUGCACUCCAUUGUCUCUAAAGCUUAUUCAUGUAAUCGAACUAUAAGAAAUCAACUUAUCCAGUUCAAUUAUUGUGAAGAUUGUUGAUUGUUGAUAAUAGUAAUGAGGUAAAUGCAGCACUUGGGUGUUUGGAUGAAGAAGAUGCUUCUAUCAUCACCACCAUCAACAAAGUCCUAUUAAAAGACUGAUAGAUGUGUACACAAAGAGGUGUCUAUCUUCCCUGGCUAAAAUUUGGAUCACAUAUCCCCUCAUAGAGUACCAGUAUUUUAAUGUCAACAUAGCCUUGAAAUUGAUCGAACUGCUCUGAAUAAAUAUACUCUGAGGAGAGCUUUUACCUGUCUCAGAUUUCAGUUAAUGCCCUCUGCAGCAUUAGAUGGAAGAUGUCACAAUAAUAUUCCUAUAAUGAUAAUGUGUGUUAUUUCUAUCUGCAGAAUCCAGAAAAAAGAGAAUUUGCUACAUUCUUUGUUUUGCUUUCCAUUAUGGAGAGUGCAAGGAUAAAAUUCCUCCCCAGGCUGCUAAAAGGUCAUGAGCAUUGGUCAGACUCAAAAAAACAUGUAAUUUUUGCUCAAAUCACAAUGGCAUAACUAGCCAGAAAAUGACCACUUUUGUACUGGCAUUGGCCAAAGCAAGAUCAAUCUUUCAUGUUUUGACUGCCAUCUGGAUAAAUGAACUCUACAAAAAUGUGAUCCCAUGCUUUAGACUAUGUAACUAUCUCAUGAGAACAAUCUUGUAUUGUUAUGACUGAAACAAAUUUCAGCACUGAUCUGAAUGUAAUGUGUUCAAAUAUCUCUUUUGAUAACUCUUUUAUUUCUCUCCACCCCCCCCCUUAGUUAAGAAAAUCAUAUUAUGCCUUCCUGUUCUCCUGUCUUUAGCUGCAUCUUACAUGAUUGUUAUUUUUCUCUGCUAAGGGGAAAAUUAAUCUGAUCUCAGCAGACAAAGGUGCUUGUUUUGGGCUGUAAAAUGUAUAAAAAUACAUUAUUUUUAUUUAUUUAUUUUUAGCAAGUACAGUGGUACCUUGGGUUACAGAUGCUUCAGGUUACAGACACUUCAGGUUACAGACUCUGCUAACCCAGAAAUAGUACCUCGGGUUAAGAACUUUGCUUCAGGAUGAGAACAGAAAUCGCUCAGUGGUGGCGGCGUGGCAGCAGUGGGAGGUCCCAUUAGCUAAAGUGGUACCUCAGGUUAAGAACAGUUUCAGGUUAAGAACGGACCUCCGGGACGAAUUAAGUUCUUAACCUGAGGUACCACUGUAAAUCCUUCCCAACAGAGGAGUCAUGUGCUACUUCCACACUCUCCAUCAUUUUACAUAUGAAAGCAGAUAGUUGAGCACCUAGGUGGGACCCAAGAUGGCAUCUAGACAUCCAGAGAUGGGCCCAAGUGUAUGGUGCAGUGGAAAGUGUUGGGUCAGGAAGGAUAUGCAUAGAAAGUGCAAGAGGCAGGGUAUAUCUACAUGUUAAACAUUUUGAAAGAGAAUUUAACAUAGUGGCCGUAGGGUUCUACAUUGGAUGCUACAUAUUAACAAUAACCGUAUUAAGUAACUAUGUAUGCUGGCUGUGUGAAACAGCGCUGACUUCAGGUUUAGCUGGCCAUUAUAAGUGUGGUUCCCUUCUAUGCCAGUGGGCUCCUGGACACCUGAGUUUCCCACAGUGGCCCACAGCACCCAACAUAUGGCCAGUGCCUUCGACCAUAGAAUAGGAGGCUUGGCUGGAUGCUUGAGCCUUGGCAGCUGCUCUAGGAUUCUGGGUGCCAACACCAGCCUUUGUGUGAAGCUACAGCUUUUAUUCCAGUUUAUCCCAGAUAGCGUGGUAAUUUGGAAAUUGUACAUGGUGUGACGAUCAUUCGUGACUUGUGGCAGAUCCAGUUGACAGUUUACUGUAACUAUAGAUUGCAUACUGCUGCAUACUAAUAUUCUCUGUUGUGUUUACGCCCCCAAGCAGAGGCCACUAUUUCAAGGUUGGGAGGAAGUGUUUGCUUCUCCCUCUCUGCCUUGUGACCUGAUGGCUCUGCAAGAGAGUAGUAUUUUGUCUUUCUUUUCUGCUACGUAAUACGAUUGUAGUUAAUUGGAAAUAAGUGUCACUGGAAACAAGUUGCCAUGCUUCUGAAUAAACAUGCCUAGCUUUCAGCUGUCUAGCAGGCUCUCUACCUUCUGAGCUUGUUGCUCUGUUGAGAAUUCAUGUUUCUCCCCUCUCAUUUUAUAAGAAAAAGUAUCUGAUUAUUUGCAAUCCUCCACAAGCUGUUGCAGUCACUACAGACAAGGUGUCUGCCAAAUAAAGGAAAAGGAGCAGUAAAGAGAGGGUGUGCAGUUUUUUCUGAUAGCUAAUUUACCAAAAUAGAAUAACUUGUGGAUUUUCUUCACGUCAGCCAAUCAAACGCUCUCUUCCCACCUAUGACUGACAAAGAAGCAGAUAGACCUAGCUAGUAGUAAAAGCUUCAAAAGCAAACCACCAAGCCAAGUGAUCAUCCCUCCACCAAAUGGAGACUAUUUAAGGAGAGCUUCUUCCCUGGGACAGUGCUUUGAAAAUUAUGGGAGCCCCAGCUAAAUCUAGUUCAGACUUGUUGGACAGGUGGGGAGGGACGUUUGUCAUUUUCACCAAUGAGCAGCAUGCACAUGUCUCCUAUAUUAAAACACUGAUUUUAUCAUUUAUUUUUCCUACCAGCUUUCACAUCCAGUGAGCAAGGAAUUGUGUCCCUGUUGUGAAUUAAGUUGGGUAGAAUCAGAUAUAAGAAAGAUCCAUAAAACUUGGUCUACACCUGAGCUGCAUUUUUUAUGUUGGGAAUUUAUGUUGGCUGCAGCAGCAUUCCAAAUUAUGGAUGAUGCCCUAAACAAACCUACACAAUAAAGGUUUGCUGUAUUGAUACAGCAUAGGUCAGAAAAGGAAAGACAGAAUAUUAUUUUCCAUUCUCUCACCCUGUGGAUGAAUAGCAGCUCAAUAGGGAGUUGAAUGCUCCAUAAGAAAUAAAAUUGAUAUACUUUUAGUCCUGGAGAAUAUGCAUACAAACGGUUGUCCAUUGCACUGAGCACAGCAGAUAUUUUCUGUAUUGUCCGUGCUAAUUCACAGGAGCCUGAAAGUAUUAAUACAACCUGCUCAUCAAAAGCAAAGGUCUGAGAUUGGUGCUUGAUGCCUCAGGAACACCACUAGCCUUGGCACACCUGUCUGUUCUUAUGUAUUCUAAACCCAAGGUAUCUCAACAACAACAGCUGUGAUAUUUGGCAUUCAUAAGCAAAGAAGACAAUUUACAGAGUGGCUGUUGUAAUUGCAUGAGCCAGCAGCAUUAACUACAGAAAAGGUAGUGAGUCUUAAAUCCAGAUAUCUGUCUUGAGAGCAGUACAUAAGUGGGGAAAAUUAAGGUUACACAGCCAAUAUAAAUCUAGCAACUCGAAUCUUUGGAGCUCUUAUUUAAACUUACUGGAAAGGGAUCUAAUGAAGUGUGAUUUAUUAUAGAUUCCUAGAUGUAGUUGUAAUUUAAAUAUUAAUCGUUGCCAUAUUAAAAGUGCUCCACAGACAUAAAUUCUGUGUUCCUUAUGGCAAGCCCUGUGAAACUGGUGACUCUACAAAAGGCAAAUACAAUUCAAAGACCAGUCUUCUAUAAAGUACCUGUUUUUUACAGACCCUAUGUAAUACAUCUGCGUGUUUCACUGUUCCGCUUUCUCAGCAUUGCAAGGUGCGCUAUCAAAAUGUCCAGAAAAAUACAGUAAGAUUGCUGAAAUGAUUUCUGUGUAUUUUGAAAGACUGAAAAUCAUGUGAUGUAUUAAUAACAAACAGUUAAACAUUAUUGUGAUGUCUGUCCAAGUAACAGAACUUCCCUAUGUAAAGCAACCCUUGGAUUUAUAACUUGGGAUAUUGUUGGAUAGCACAGACAGCUGUUAAUGAGUUUAGACAUCACACCAAAACAUAGUUUUGCACUAAUCAUAAUUUAGACACAAACCAUAGUUUUAGGUUGCCAAUGCAUAGGCAAAUCAUUGUUUACCUUUCUAUUCAAGACCAUUCCAUUCCUUUUUGCUGCCCUUCGGAUCAUCUGAAUGUUACUUGAAUCCCCAGACACUAUCCCAAAUCACUGUAUUUAAUCUCACUGCUGGCAAAGUGAUACCAUGUGUGCUAUCAAAUUAUCUCUGGCCAGCUACUCCUAGGCAAUAAUGCUAGCCUAUAGCUAGUCUCAGUAGCAAUCUUUGAUCCAUUGUUGGCUUUGUAAACAGCAGAGCAUAUGCCUGCCUUUUCAGGUAUCAGUCUCUAGAGCAUUUCCCUCCCCUUCAUCUCAAUUUUUUGUGUAGUCUCCUGUGAUUGUUCUUCAAACAUUUGUAGAAAGUAUUAUUUCCUCUACGGCAUUGCUCACUCCCCAUCCCUAGCUUUGUACCACAGACGAGAGUGUAGGUCCAGAUUUUAAACUUUUGUAGUUGUUGCUAAAGCAUCCCUACAUGGUCACAUUCUUCUUCUUCUUGAUCAACACAUAUUCCAACACAGACACUCCCGCAGGGUUUCCCAGUAUUCCUAGAAGGUCAUCUGUCUCCUCCAGCAAUAUGCCUUCUACUAAAAUGCAACAGGUUCUCAUAACAGCAAGCAUUUCCUCUUCCGUAUACAGGACAGUGUAGAAGAACUUCUAGCAGAUGUUUAAUGCUUUAAAAAUAUUUCUUUAUUCCUCUUUUCUUUAAUAUGGUAACAUCUCGGGUGGCCCUAUGGUAUAAACCACUGAGCCUAGGGCUUGCCAGUCGGCAGGUUGGCGGUUUGAACCCCCGCGAUGGGGUGAGCUCCCGUUGCUUGGUCCCUGCUCCUGCCAACCUAGCAAUUCAAAAGCACGUCAAAGUGCAAGUAGAUAAAUAGGUACCGCUCCAGCGGGAAGGUAAACACCAUUUCCAUGCGCUGCUCUGGUUCGCCAGAAGCAGCUUAGUCAUGCUGGCCACAUGACCCGGAAAAACUGUCUGCGGACAAAGUCAGCUCCCUCGGCCAGUAAAGCAAGAUGAGAGCCCAACCCCAGAGUCGUUCGCGACUGGACUUAAUUGUCAGGGGUCCUUUACCUUUUUUAUUUCCUUCUUGGUCCUGUUCAGAUUUAUCAUUAUUUCAUUAAUCCUGGUUGUUAUAUUGAUACUCACCAGGGUGUAAUUUCAGAUCCAGAUUUACAGCAGCAGCUAAAUGCAGUAGCUGGCAUAACUGGAUUUUUCUCCAGCUAAAGUGGUUAUGAAUAUUGGUCUACUGAUAAUGGAAUUGCUGGCACUGCAGAACCAGGAUCAGAAUGUGUUGUCAUGAGACCACAUGUGGCUGAACUGUGGGAGGUGUUUGAAUGGCUAGUAAUAUGCUCUUGCCUCAUCUCUUGUGUCUGUGUGGCUGCUGAAUACUGCUACCCACAGUAUGUCUAGAGCAUGAGAGAGCCUUUCUUAACCACCUCGUCUGACCACUAAGUGAAAAUAAUUUCCUUCUGGAAGCAAUUACUUCAGUCACUCGUGAGCAUAGCUGCUCACCCACAGAUCAAGGAGACCUCCAUUUAAGGUUGCCACAUUUCAAAAAGUAAAAUUCCUCGCCAUACAUCUGGGCUUUCCCUGAUGCCAUUUUUAUACCUGAAAACCAGGACAUGUCAGGCUCCAUUUCUGCGUAUAAUGACAGCUUUGGCUUUCUUGCUCAGGAAUACUUAGAACAUCUAAGUUUGAGGAGAACAUUACAGUGAAAUUUAUCUUUAAACUGGAGACUUUAAAAUUUAAUUUAUUUUUCUUAGAAAUAAAUGUUGUAGGUUUUUUUAUGUUGUUAUUGUUUUACUGUUCUGCUGUGAAUGGUUCUGAAAACUCUUUUAUAGUGGGAACAGGUUGUGGUCAGGAAAAAUUGACACAACAGAGGAUGUUGCUAGGUAACCACUAGUGGGACUGCCUUGUGUGCUUUCAGUUUUCCACUAAGUACUACCAUCUCUAUGGUGCAGUGGCCUUCAGAGGUGGAGCAUCAGCUAUGACAUAUGAAUAAACAGUUGCCAAAAAAAAGAAAAGGUUUCUAGCUCUGGUUUAUUCACUGAUUACAAAUCAUGAUUUGUCAAUUUCAAUGUCAUGCCAAGCCAAGGUUAAAAUUCCACAAGGAUAUCUGGACUGAGAUAAUAAAAGGGAAUGUUUGGGGGAGGGGAUUAAAAAUUGCAUAAACACUGCUAACUCUUAAGUGCAGUCAAUUUAAAUUAGUUGGAGGCAGAUCUGACUGAAACCAGGCUCCCUCCAGGUCCACCCCAAGCCUCGCCUUUUUGUUUGUUUUGAUUGGCCCAUUUAAAUUUGACUGUGGAAAGCCCCAAGAGUCCCUGCAGCUGAUGACUUUGUCAGCUGGUUUCACAGGAAAGGAAUUUUGACCCCACUUCACCCCUGCCUUACCUGCAUCCACACUGGGACUCAACCACCACCACUACUGCAAAAAACAAUAAGCAGUAUUUAUUUGUAUAUAUGUAUGUAUGUGGAUAGAUAGAUAGAUAGAUAGAUAGAGAUAGAGAUAGAUAAAGCCAGAAACUACAGAGGAAAAAUAAAUAAAUGCAUUUUAGAAUGGAAUGUUCUUAAAAGCACAGUGUAAAUGUGUGUUUGCUCUUUAUGGUGGUUCUCUAAGCUGUCAGUAUAAACUAUAUUGAAUAUGUAGUAUUAAAUAUGGCACCAUAAACACACCAAACUAUCAGGAAAUAAAAAACUGCUAACAAAUUGUGUAAUAAAUCUGCAGUAUUAAUUUUUAGUCAUGAGACUAUUGCUUCUAUAACUUACACUGUGAUCCCAUACAAGUCUUCUCACUCAGUUCUUACUGCUGGGUAAGUCUUACUUCCAGGUACAUUGGCAUAGGACUGCAGCCUUAAUGUUAAUGUUAUGCCUUUGUGCAUAUGUAAAGGGUGUGUGUGGAAUGAUUUUAUCUCUCCGUGGCUUAUCACAGUCAUUAUUUUCUUUCGUGAAACAGGCAUUUGCAAAUAUUCCUCACUGUAAUUUUUUUCUGAAGCCCUAAAUUUGUCUUUAAUCUACUUUUGAGCUAGUUUGUCAGAUUUUCUUUUAAGAUAAAAAAAUAAGCCAGAUUGGCUCAAUGUACAUGUUUUGAAAGUUUCUAUGCCUAUGUAGCAUUUCUGAGCAGCUGUUUGUUGAGUUGCUGUGGGUGAAGACUUAUUUUAACCUGUCCAUAGUGCACUUCCUUAUAUAUUUGCUUUUUUCUCUAGUACCAUAAUGUGUAUUGUAGGAUCCCUCACUAUGGUAUUUUUUGUUCUUUGUUAAAAGUAGAUAUAAAUCUUGAAGCUACUCUAUUUUCUCUGCUUUAACUCGUCCUUUUCUAUUUUUCUAUUUUCUUUUUAAAAUCUAACUUGGCUCCCUGUUGCUUUUAAGCUAAGUAACAAUGCACCAGGCAGAAUUUUAUCUGAAACAUUCUAUAGUGAAGAUAACUGUUUUUCUUCAUAGCACUGCCUAUUUUUUAAUUGCAAACACUUCAGAGGAUGGCUGAGAGAAAGUUCCUUUGUUGGUGCCUUUUUGAACCUAUGCAGUUCCGUUGAUCCUUUCUCUAAACCAAGUGUGUCUUUCUAGCCACAUGCCAAAAUCUUCAAAUAGUGUUUAUCAUCAAAUAAUGUCAUGGGGGGGAAUUAUGGCUGCAAUUCCCCCCCCCCACACACACACAAUUUCCCCAGAGUACCAAUGCAUGAUCCACCAGAGGGGAACUGGGGGGGGGGGGAGCAACUGCUAAAAGGAACGCCUGCAGGUACAGUACUCUUUUAACUUCAGCCCCCAAAUUGCCAAAAUAUUUGCUGCCUGUUAACCGUGAAGUGAAAAUUGGCAUGGUUUAGCCAAGACAUUGUUUAUGUAUCAAGCAUGACCAUCUUAUCCAUAGGCACUAGGGGUGUGGGGCACCCAGGUGCCGGGCUCUCAGGGGCACCAGGCCGAGAGUCCGGGGCCCAAGAGUUGAGUCCGGGGAAGAGCCCACCCGUCGGUCAGGGUGUUGCGACGGGCUCUUUUGCUACUCCUGCGAGUUUGGGAGCGACCAAGCCAGCAAGGCGCUGAGGCAGUUGGCUGGCUCCGCCAACCUGUGUACCUGAGACUGGGCAACCCGGGGGGGGGGGGAGCACCGGACGGAUCUUUGCACCUGGGAUCAAGGGCUAAUUUUUAUUCUUCUAGAUUCCAGAAAACAUAUAUAGGGUGAUAUUCAGUUGUGUUGUCCCACUUCUGCUUGUGCAAACAAGACUUACCCUUUGUUUCCCUUUACCCAGACCCUCACAUGCUCCAGAGGGUUGGGAGGCCCUCUGAAGUAGAUUCCCAGCAUGUGGGAGGCUACAUUGGGGAGCCAGCACCUGCUUACUCAGAGCUGGACCUCACCCUUUUGUUUGCUUUCCUUUUUUAAAAAAAGGCAGUAAAAGAUCUAAUUAGAUCAAAUUUUGUUUUGUAUAUUUAUUUUGAGGUUAGGGUGUACCUCAUACAAUUAUCCAUAAAUACGUUGUAUAUCUUGGUACCACUGAUCACACGGGAAUGCUUUGCACAGGCAUGUACUUAACUUCAUUUAUCUACACUUAAUUACUGGCAGCUAAUUGUGCAGAAAGCAUUGUGUUUGAGGCAAUACGUAUUGUGAUGGCAGAUACGUACAUCGCAGAAAUUUGAGGGAAAGCGGCAUGUCUUGAAUGCAGCUACCUUCCCUUGUACAACCAUCAGACUGUUUCUGUCUUGGGUUGUUGUUGUUGUUUAGUUGUUUAGUCCUGUCCGACUCUUCGUGACCCCAUGGACCAGAGCACGCCAGGCACUUCUGUCUUCCACUGCCUCCCGCAGUUUGGUCAAACUCAUGCUGGUAGCUUCAAGAACACUGUCCAACCAUCUCGUCCUCUGUCGUCCCCUUCUCCUUGUGCCCUCAAUCUUUCCCAACAUCAGAGUCUUUUCUAGGGAGUCUUCUCUUCUCAUGAGGUGGCCAAAGUAUUAGAGCCUCAGCUCCAGGAUCUGUCCUUCCAGUGAGCGCUCAGGGCUGAUUUCCUUCAGAAUGGAUAGGUUUGAUCUUCUUGCAGUCCAUGGGACUCUCAAGAGUCUCCUCCAGCACCAUAAAUCAAAAGCAUCAAUUCUUCAGCAAUCAGCCUUCUUUAUGGACCAGCUCUCACUUCCAUACAUCACUACUGGGAAAACCAUAGCUUUAACUAUAUGGACCUUUGUCGGCAAGGUGAUGUCUCUGCUUUUUAAGAAGCUUUCUAGAUUUGUCAUUUCUUUUCUCCCAAGAAGUCUUGGGUUACUGUCACCCAAAUCUAACUCCUCCUCCCCUGUGGCUUGGCUUGGCCUGAAGCAGGUUGAGUGGCAACCUGGUCCAAACCUUUAAAUUCCUGCCAACAGGCUUUAAGGAGCUCCCUGCCCCCACCCUCAUCUCAUGGGACAUCUGGAUCCAGUGCCACCAGUAGAUACUUUCUAGUAAAUAUAGCAGUACUGCUCCUAGCCACUCUGCAAGCCAUUUGGUAGCUACAAUAACUGCAACUGCAGCCUCUGUGCCACUGCCUUCAGAAUUUCUCACCAAGUCAGUCAUCCUACUGAAGCCCAGAUACCAAGUGGAGGUCAUUCAAGUUUGGACCCUGGACAUGAGCUAAACUGAACCAAACAACUAAGUAACUUGAGACUUAGGCUCAUGUGGAUUUUAGUCCCGUCCCUCUCUAUAAUAGCAGGAUAUUUGUAAGGGUACCUUUUCACUAUUUUGAAGGGACCAUUUUGCUUCUUUUGUAACAACCUUGAAUUUUAGGGCCAGUCUAUAUAUUACAUUAUCUUGGGUCAGGAAUCCUGCAGCCCCUACACUGCAGCUGUAAUGUGCAACAUGACUUGCCAGUCACUAGGGGAAUUUCAGCACCAGUAUUUGGAUGUUUCAGAAGCAUGUAAAUUCUCCACAAAGUCCCAAGUUUCUCAUGGAAAGGUGAGGCCUUGUGCAGGAGUCUUCAGUGAUAGAGAAUAGUAAAGUAAGUAAACUGCUGCUUACAGCUUGGUGGCUUUCUAAUAGUAUAUAGUAUUUCCACUUAGUUGCCUAAUAUAACUUAAAGAGAUCAUUUUAGGGUAAAACAAAGUGUUCUGUUCACCAUUAACUAAUUUUUUGCAGUCUCUCUUGAACUAGAAUUUGGGGAUUUCAGUUUAAUGAGUCUGGAUAUUUCAGCUUAUCAUACUAGGCUAGUCUAUCAAUUUGAGUAAAGCUUUUAUUAUUACAUUACAUUUUUAAAUUAAAGAUGGCAGAUUUGAUCUGCCAUUUAUGGAUCAACUAUUUCAAGCUUAUUGAAUUUAAGUAAUAAAGCAUUCAUAGCUAAAUAAAUUACCAUUUGCUUGGGUAUAAAGAGCCAUGAAGGAUAUAUUGCCCUAUCCAAACUUACUGUGAAAAAUUAAUUGAUUCAAAAUGGCUGCAGUAUUGUAUAUUUUAAUUUAAUUUGCUGCUACCAUUUUACUGCAAACAGGCGAUAACCAAAAUGUAAAUGGGAUGCAAUAGUCUGGUAACAGGGAGCAUAUUUUUGUUACAUUUUGCAAUUAUUGAUCAGACAUAAAAAAUAGGACAUAUACCUUGACAUUGACAUAAAACAUUCACAACAUCUAAAAGGCUUAUAGGUCAUCUUGGUGUGAUUUUUUUUGAUUUUUUGAUUUUAUUUUAUUUUUUGGAUCUAGUAUUGAUGGUAAUAGUUGGGGGGAUACUGUAUUUGGGCUGGAUACUGUAUUUUUUGUGGAGGGGUGGAAUAAGUUAAAUUUAUUACUUUUGAGGGGGAGGGUGGAAACCCAGUAGCUCCUUUUUGCAUAGGGAAGCUCAGCUGUGUGCAAUACACACUGCAUAGGUUUUCUGGAUAGGAAAAACAUGUUAAAUCAUAAAAUAUUUCAUAUAUGCUGUGGCGGACCUUGGUGUCUCAAAUGUCAGUGACACCCUAUGCAACCUCAAAAUUCAGCACCCCUUGCCUCUCGCCUUCCAUUGGAUAUGAUAGUUGUGCUCCCCCUCCCCCCAAAGCUCUACACCUAGUGUGACCACACUGGUUGUGCUCGCCUAUGUGUCCUGGAUACGUCCAAGGUCAGGCCACUGGCACCAGCUGGAUUUGAUUGUCACUAGGCAAUCGGUACUGAAGUGUGUUCGUGUCACAUGGCGCUAACACAGUGCCAAAUGCAACACAGAUCACUCCCUGGUACUGAACAAGAUCCUUCUCCAGCCAAAGAGGACCCAUAGCACAAAGCAGCAAGUGCCGCUUUGAAUCAACACUGCCAGAACAGUCAUAGCUGAACUCUUGAUUCUGUCCAACAUGCACUACAGAGACAGCAUUGAAGCAAGGUGGAACUUCAUCAAAGAGGAAACCAACAACACGGUUACAUCCUCUUUUGGAAAAAGAGGGCACAGAUAUCCGACAGUUUGAGGCUGGCAUUAAGGACAUGGAGCCAGUUAUCACUGUAAAGCAAAAGGCACUUGUGAACUACAAGUGUGCACCCUGUCAGAAGAUGCUUACUGCACUGAGAAAGGCAAGGAGAGAUGCCCUUGUCAGGCAAUAUGUUAAUGACUACUGGCUAAAGCUGUGUCAGAGCAUUCAGCUUGCUGCUGACAGCAGCAACACUCACAAAGUCCAAAGGCAUGAAGGCAGCUUUUAGACCAAUAGUCAAGAAAACUGUACUGCUGAAAACCUUGUCUGGAGAGAUCAUCACAGACUGCAACAAGCAGUUGAAGCAAUGGGCAGAGCACUAGCAAGAACUGUACUCGUGGGAAACCAUCAGAGCAGAGGCUACUCUGACUGCAAGGAUAGGGAAGAGGUGUUGCCCAUUAUUGACCCCAGAGAGGGGCCCAGUGGGAGCUGGCCAGUGAUGUCAGAGUAGUGAUUCCAAUGAGUCAUUAAAGGUGGAGAGUCCUGGGAAGAGACCAACCCCAUCCUGCUGGGCACCACUCCAGGGUCAUCCAUGGGCAACACCUUUCUCCUGAUCUGACCUGCAUCAUCAUGGCAUCACCUUGGGGCCCAUGACAAACAGCUGAUUAAUGCUGUCCAAGUUGGCACUACUGAUCAUCAGUUUUGUUUGAGAACUGGCUUUGUGAGCACAUGUGUGUGUAAUUGAAGUAGUAUUUUUUCCCCGUAUUAUAACUUGGAUUACACAGGAUCUCUUUGGGGGCUUAAAAUUCGCAAAGUGAUGUGAAUAGAUUUGGAGGAGCAUAAAUUUGAAUGGCAAGUUUUAAAAGUACUCUGCAAUCUUGACUACUUCAAUCAGAAACCAUAAUUUGUGUAUUAUUGUAAUGAAACAGAAUCUUCUGUGUUAAAGAACAGGACCUAUUUAUACAAUCAGCAGAAUCAGGUGGUAAAGCUUUUCACAGAUUGCAAGACUUCAGGUUGCUGAUGGGAGAACGCUCCCCAAAAAACUUCUUCAACAGUGAUGAGAAGCACAUGAAGAAAGAAUCAGUACAGUCUUCUCCUUGAGUUUUUUAUGAGGGAUAUACAGCCUGAAGUGAUACAGUCCAGUUGAUUAUCAUGUGAUUCUACUAAUCAUGUUACUUCAUUCUGCGUUUGACAAAAUGCAAGUUACACAUUUUUGUUCAUUCUUAUCCUGGAGACAUAUUUUAAAAUAUAGUUUCACUUUACCAUUUGAUAAGCUAAAAUACCAUUUUAGAAAAAAAUGUGAAAAUAUUGCAGCAACCUUAAAAUAGUUAAGUUUAUUUUGCUUUUUUUGUUUGAGCCCAAGUACUGAUUUGUCUCCACUAUGCCAUUCCAAAUAACAACUCCCAUUUCAUUACUGUGAUUUAAAUUACCCAGAGACCUGAACGAUUCUCUGCAUCAUUUUUAAUGCUAAAGUUAAACAUGUUCCAUCUAUAUUUAUGCAUACUUUGGAUUUGCAUUUUUAUAAGCAACUUCUAUUCUACUGGAAAGUGGAUCAAGACACUGCGUGUAUAGUGUGUGUGUGUGUGUGUGUGUGUGUGUGUGUGUUUGCGUAAAGUCUUGCAAUGGAAGCUCCUGUUGAACAAUAAGCAAGGGAAGUUCCAAAAAUGUUUUAUUUUAUUUCCUCUGAGUUAACCUUCGACUCGACCUUCAGAGAUGAUUCUCAUGGAGUUAAAAACAAAACUUUAUUACCCGUGCCCAAUAGACUAAAGGUUGUUUUGAUUUUUUUUCCCCUUCUAUUUUCAUACCAUGCUAAUGAUUUUCACCUCAGUGAAUUUUAAUUAAGGAAAAAUAACUAGCUAGCUUGAUAGCUCAUCAUACUGAUGUGUGACCAUGUGAAGUCUACUUGUGAAUAUAUACUGGUAAUGUAGAUAGGAAUUUGGCCACUGCAAAGACAGAAGGAAGCUAUUUUUGCUGCAAGGGGAAAAAUAGCCUAUCCACAUUCCUUCAAUUAAAAUACCAUUCAGUAUUAAUGGCCCCAGUGAGAAAAGUUAAUGUUAAGUUUAGGCAAUCAGUUCAAGCUAUUGGUUGUGGAAGAGUGGGCAUGUGAGGAGCACGAGCAAUGGCUAUACAUCCUUAUGGAGAAUGCAUAGGUAUGAUCUGUAUUUGAGAAUGUGCAGCCUGGAUCUAAUCCACAAUUAAAGACAUGAGAGAGCAGUUUCUGAAAUAAUUUAUAUGAUGGAAUCUGGAAACUGUAGUACUAGAAGCCUUAGCAGCUCAUUGAACAAAUUUGCCCGGUUUCAUGCACAGCUAUUUUGAAAUGCAAUUAAGUGUUAUUCUUUUAUAAUAUGAAUACCUGUAGUUAUUGCACAAAAAUGUAGAGCACUCUCAAAAAAUGUGUUUUAAAAAAUUAUUUAAAAUAUAUGAAUGUCUAAAGUUACCAAUGUGCAAAAGAGAACUAAUUGACCAAUUGCUGUGGUUUUUAUCAAGUAUCUGUUGUAGUUGUAUCUGUUUUAAUUUACGCUGUGAGAAGACUUGGGUCCUGUACUGGGACAAAGCGAGAUAAAUAAAUAAAUUGUAUAUUACUUGGAGAUGGCUCAAAAUGAGAAGGAGCAGUUCAUUAUUAUUUCAUUGACCUAAAAAUUCCCUAUCUGGGUCCAUCUUUCUUCCCUUGGGGUUGCCGAAAUAAAUUCAUGUCACUGUAGAAUCAGAGCUGACAAAAAUGACCACAUUGGAAAAUGCCCUUGCCACUCAAAGGAGGGGGCACAAAAGGUUAACACAUUGCACAGUUGGCCAGGUUAUAUCCAUUUUCUAGCCAGACCACAAAUGUAUGUUUGCACCAUUGGCUGGCUCCAAAUCCCUCUCUCUCUCACUCUCCUUUUAAAAAAUAGAAGUCUUGGACAUCAUAGAAUCAGAGAUACAAAUCAAAAUUAGCAAGCAUUGUCACCACAUGCAGUUGUUUCUCAGUCUGCCCCUGUUUACCUUGAAGAAUACUGGAAAAUAAACUGCAACUUGUACUCUCCUGUAGUGGAAAGCAGCUGUCUGAGAACCCAGAUUGACCUUAUUCUGUGUUAAGUGGCAUUUUCCUAUUUGUUUGGUAGUGCCUAGGUAACCAACAAAACCAGCUUUCACAUUAUUUUGAGCCUUUUUAACUCUCCUGCAGACAGAAACAGCUGUAGUCAGAACACAAGGAUCUUUCAUUGUGUCACCAAGUGGCUUUUUCCUGUUUUGCUUGCAAGUGCCUACGCAACCAACCAAAGCUAGCUUCCUCAUUAUGCUGAAUCCUUUCUCAAGCUGUCAUUCCAUUCCCUAUGUACUCCCUGUUCCCCAAGCAAACCACAGACUAAUCUGUGAGAUAUGACUGAUAAACUCUCUGAAAUAUUUCUCCUCAAAAUACUUGCUUAGUAUCACACUUUUGUGACUCAGCAUCUCCAAUAGGUGGCCUUUGAUGAGACCCACAUAUUCCAGGGCACAAAGGAUAUGAAAUUUCAUGAUAGUCAAAACUAUAAAAUUAUAAUGCCUUAUGAAUCAGCCCUUACUGCUGCAAAUAAUUGUGGCCAAUGUAACAUGGGAGAAGAAUGUGCACAGAGAAAAAGAUGGAAAUGUUCAGGUGUAGGAAUAUCUAUUCCCCUAUUUUAAUUGUUUGUGGGAGUUGUCAUUGACAUCUUCAAUAUUAAGUUUUCAUAAUUUGCAGUUGUGGUUUCUCUUGCUUGUUUUUUUUUUAACUUGCACUGUAAUAAGCACUGCCUACACAAAAUAAAAUCUGACUGGUUGAUAUCUUCUAUGAGUAUGGUUUCUGCUAGGCAUUGUUCAUACAGGAUGAGACCACUGUUGUGAGUUGAUUGUUUCACAGAUUAGUUCAAUUCAUAAUGUAUGAAUGGACCUCCUGAGGAUUCAUGUUUUAUUGCAAAUAUUUCUGAGUCAUUAGCAUACAGAAGACCUGUGACAGGAUGAGAUCACAUAUAAACAGAACAUAAAAUAAAAAUGCUGCAGACAGCAAGAGAAAGAAAAAACAGAGGCCUGAAUACUUGAAAGAGAUGCUGUCAGAAAGUAUAUCACAAGAUGUGUGAAGAGAUUUUAAGAGGUUGAUCAACAGAGUCUAAAGAAGAAAAAAGAUGAGAAUUUGACGUGGGCAGGAAGAACUUUAAUUAAAACCUUGGAGCAUUUGUGUUAUACUGAAAAUGUCAGUCACAUAGAAAUAAAUUUGGGGUAAUAUGUGACAGCAAGGAGAAGCUGAAGGUCACUAUUUCUAGUCUGUGUUUUAAGAUCUGCAGUAUAAUCUCUGGUGCUUUAUAAUACAGUGAUAUAUUUAUUUCAUUUGUGUUUUGCUUUGCAUACAGAGAGCUCAAUGGUCUCAUUUGUAGGAACUAGCCAGUUGCUUCAAUCUACUUAACUUCAAUGUUUCACUGAAUAUUUUUUCUCUUGAUAAGAGAGAGUCAUAUGUAGCCAAAGAUUUACUUUCAAUAGUUUUAUGUGCCCAAGAGUUUGUUUCUUAGCCCAACCUUUCAUAACUUUGUCAGUUUCUCCAUAAGUAAAAUUAUACUUUGAUUUAUGAGAAUGUUCCCUUCAAUUCUUGUUCUGUGCUUCAAUGCAUUUUUUCCCAUUCUGCUUACUGCUGCUUCUUCCUGAAAUAUUUAGAUGGGUAAAUUCAACUAAUUGUGGCCCACAUAACAUAGUGGUAUGUAUGUAUGUAUGUAUGUAUGUAUGUAUGCAUGCAUGCUAUGUAGGUAAUCGUGGAUAUAGCAAUCUUUUUUCUGUACAGUCAUACCUCGGGUUACAGAUGCUUCAGGUUGCCUUUUUUCGAGUUGCAGACUGCCGAAACCCGGAAGUACCGGAACAGGUUACUUCCGGGUUUUGGCGUUCGCACAUGCGCAGAAGCGCAACCUGCGCAUACGCAGACAUGCUGCUGCAGGUUGCGAGCGUGCAUCCCACACGGAUCAUGUUCGCAAUCCGAGCGUUCACUGUACAGUGACCCUGGCAACAGCACUACACCAUUUCACUGUGUCCUUUCCUGGACAGUAGUGGAUGGGUUUCAAGGCAUGUAGGAGCCAAGCUGGUGCUGAGCACACAGCUUAGCUUUGUAAACUUAAAAAAAGAAAAAGAGAAAAUAUUAAGCCAUCUUAUAAAUAAGUAAUACAUACACCUCCCAAAUAAUUUUCUUCCCCAUUCCUCAAAUGUCACCUGGCUUCUGCUGUAUUCAAAAGACAAGGAUAUUUUUUUCCUAUGUGAAUAGGGCCCAGAGUUUAAUUUGAUGGAACAUUUUCAGUCAUUUAUAUGAACACAAUGUACUAUUACUAAAUGCUUCAGUUCUCACAUAUAUUGGAAGUGCAUAGUAUAUCACUUUAGUUACAAACUAGAUGAUAACAGAAUGAUUCUUUACGUGGACUUUUAAAUCAAAAACAUAAUAAGGCAUUUAUUUUUUAAAAAAAUCCAAUUGCAGUGAAAAGCACACCAUAACUUCCCUUUCACAAAUGAUGCUGUGACAAAAUUGGUCUUAUCACAAUCAUUUAUAAUUAAGAUGAAAGCAAAUCCUUAUCAAAAUAAAGAUGUAAGGACAUUUUAUGCUGCCCUGUGUAAAGAUUGGUAUUGUUGUGGAAUUAUUCUUUUGUACAAUUCUGAGUCAGCCUCCAGGCUACACAUUUUAAAUGAUGCUUAUGCAAAUAGUCAACAUCAACACAUUUUUUUUAAAAAAAAAUGUUGUAUAAGACCUCUUUCUCGCUACCUUGUAAUGUUUACAUUCCUUAUAGUAUACUGUUGGAAUUAAAUGAGACCUUUGUGAUGUGGUGUAGCAGCUAAGAGACUGAUCUAUGAAUCAAAAGUAUCUGAUUUGACUCUCAGCUCUACCUUAACUCAUUAGGUGAGUGAACCUACAAAGUUGUUGUAAGUCUUAGAAGUCAUAUGCAUGGGAAGUGCUUUGAACACCAAAAAACUCUGUACAAAUGUUAAGCAUUAUUAAUGAUUGUAUGGUAGUAGUAUUAGUAAUAUUGUUGGCGAAGCCCAUCAGGAAGAAGAGCUAAGGUUUUAACUCUAUUGUUUUGUGUAGAUUUCAAAUCCGGGGUCCGCUCUGGGCAUUUUACAAGCUGAGAAUCUCACUACUGUUCAAAUUGAAUAUGAGUCACAGAUUUUUAAUAAGAUGUAGGGAUUACAUUUCAGAAUAUUUUAUCAUGCAGACAAACUAUCCCCAGAGCUUAAAAAAGAAAUACUAGCAAUACAAAAGGAAGAACCCUGAGUGUAGAAAUGCCUGUUCAAGCACAUUUGGCUACAAGGCUAUAAAAUGUCAUUGCUAAAGAAUGUCACUAAUAUAAACUUUUAUUUUAAAUCUUUAAAACUGGAAAGUGCAAACCAUAAGAAAAAGUCUUCAGUUUCAUGCAAUCCCUCUUUAAAGAGGCAGUCAAAAUUAAUGUGGUAAAUAUAUUGUAUUCAUAUUUAUUUUAAGAAAAUCAUGAAGAUAUAAAUUAUUAGGAUUAUCAUAGUUUUGGGAUUAUAAACUGUUCUAACGUUGAGAAGAUUUAUUGUGAAGAUUUGGGUUCUUCAGUAUAGCCAACAUAAGCUAUAAAAUCAGUUCUCCAAAUACCCAUUCAGCAUUUUGCUUUUCUUCAAUACAGUCUUGCCCUCAUUUAUGUAUUUUGUACAGUCUUCAUAAUUUCAUGGUAUUUUAAAAUGCUUCAUUGGUUGCAAGAUACUGACCUUAAUAUAGCAAUAUUUACAGUGCAGUAAAUAUUCAGCACUCAUUCAUAUGUGCAGCAAUCCAUAUAUGUGGUUUCUUGAAACUAUGUAAACAAAGCUACACAUCAUACCCUAAUAGUGGCUCCAUGGAUCUCUUGUUCAUGGAUUUGUACUGGUAUGACUAAAACUGCCCAAAAUAUAUGGAACACCUUUCAUACCCAUAAGGAUGGCAUUUACUCAGUUUUGACCUUACCCUCUGAAUUUUUUCUACUUCUUGUCUUGACCCUGAUGAGAAGCGAGGUUGUUUUUCCCCAGUUCCAUUAAAAAUAUGAAGAUUUUUCACAAAUUGUAUUUAUUAUCAUACGUAUAAAAUUAAGCACGUAUUAUACAAAUAUAUUCAUAUAAUCAGGUUCCCUAAAUUUACCAGCAUAUAAACAGAUCCAUACAAUGCAUACUACUUGAUAAAAAUAUAUGUAAAUUAAUGCUUAUAUGCUCUAGGAAUAUAGUCUCACAUAGAGCUUGACUUUUAUUCAUAUACAAUAGACUUACUUUUUGUAUAUAAUUUUGCAUAUGGGCUUUUUAAAAAGACAAUUAUCCCUGACAGUGCACAAGCAGCUCAGGCAUAAGCAGGUAAGAGAGCGAAUCAAUCGAUAGUGUAUACUUAAAAAAUGCACACUGCCUCUCAGUUUCCUUUAAUUGUCAAAGAAAACAAAUUCCACAGCCUGUCAAGCUAUUUUGUUCCAUUGCUGAACCACUCAAGGUUAGAAAAAUCUUUGCAAUGCAUUUCAUUCAAACCCAGGAAACAGCAGUUGAUAUAAACAUAGAGGAGGUGUUAAUAAAUUGAGCAUUUCACUCAAAAUGUUUCUUCUUGUUGUGAUUCUUUCUCUCUACCAACACACUUAAAUUCAUAAAAAUUUCAUGCUCUAUUUAAGUGAAGGACAAAAUAGUGCUGACUUCAGCUAAGUUUAUAUACAAAGUUUCCCAUGCAGGCCAAUAAAUGUCAGUUCUGAUGUUUCAGCAGAAGUUUCAUAUCAUGUUUAAAUAAUAGUUCUCUAACCCAGCCUUUGGGAUGUUCCCCCCAUGCAAAAAUACACUCAAAGUAAAAUCACUAGCAUAUGCUUCAUCAGAAUUCUGCAUGUGUUAAUAAUAUCAUAGUACUUCUGUCUUCCAACUGUGGAUCUGACAGUGAAAAAUUCAGUACAGCAAUUCAGAUUUGUUUAUGCAGAGGUUUUACUAUAGUAGUUCAAAACAGGAGUUUAGAAAUGUGCAGAAGAUUUGCUGUGGGUUUAGAGUACAAAUGAACUCUGUACUUAGCAGAUGGGCAAGUCUUAUACUUGGCUACACUCCAUAUGGAGUGUUUAUCCUAUGCUAUCCUAUGAGAAUAAAAUGGGAAUGGGGAACAACUGUGCAUUGCACUGAACUCCAUGGAGUAGUUAAUUAACAGAAGAAUUCUAGAAAUUAUUUCAAAAGUUGCUUAUUUACAUUUAAAUUACCAUAUGCAAAUUUUAUCCAUAAUUUUUCUCUUUUUCAAUUAUGCAUAUGCUAUUCAUUAUGUGAUGUGUAAGUGGGCACAACAGAUCUAAGAGUGGUUUGGUGAUGAACCCUCUGCCUUUUUGGUGGCCUUCGCCCACUUACCUCUCUGGACUAAUGUCCCAUUUUAAACAAGUUGCCAGCCAAAUGUGUUGUAGAGGUUGUCAAACCAUCAUUAGUCUGGUUUGGAGACAGUGGCUAGAUACUAACUUACAUUAAAAUAAAUUAGUUAUCCAUCAUUUAUAGAUACCCUUUGCAUUUUUUUACUGUUUGCCUUGAAUGCAAUAGAGAUUAUCCAUAUUUGAUAGCCCUCACCACCAUUUUAUCCUUUAAAUUAGUCAUUAUUUAAAUUCGGAAUCCUUUCUUUCCUCAUGAAGAAUGGAGAUUUGCACUAUUAACUAAAUGCCUAGUAGCAGAAUUCAAAGCUCUAAUUUCCGAAGUUCAAACCAGGAUAUUGGUUCAAAGUGAAUAUUUAAAUAGUUUUCAUGGAAACUAUCCCAUUAGGAGGAUGACAGUUCAACCAUUUUUCUUUUUGGUGAGAAAGAAGCACAUUGUAACUUUUGGCUUUAAAAGUAAUUCCCUGCAGCAAGACAAUUCCAUGCUUAAGCUGUUCAAAUUCAAAUUAUUACAGUCAUUGUGUUCUACUUUACUUUUCUACUUCCUUUUAAAAAGAAGAAAAAUAUUUUAAAUCAAACUUUUUUGGAGUAACUACAUAGCUGUCACAAAUUGUAAUCGCAUUUCUCAUUGAGGCUAUAAUCCUAAACAUCAUUUCUGGGUAGUCUACUGAAGUCAGUGGAAUUUGUAUCCAAAUAAGCAAUCUGUCUACUAUCUGAUUAAACUUAGAGCAAUUCUUUUUACUUUAAACAAGUCCACAGUAAAGGAUGGGAAAUCGUAGCCUUAGUCUGAAAAAAAUUCACAAUAAUUGCUGCAUAGAUCCUUGGGUUCAGAACUGUCAUUGCCAUACUGGAUGAGUCAGGUGCAGCCAACACCAUUUUUAGCAUUUUGGCAUAUCAGAUACAUAGGCUUGUGAUGGCUCUAAUACAUAUAAUGUAGCGAUUUGGUGGUUUUCUGCUCCUCACAUGCCUGCUCCUAUAUCUGUUUUUGUGAUGGAUGGCUUCAUAUGAUAGAACAUGCACACAUUCGCAAGCACCCAUGCCAAAAUAAACUUGGUUGUGUCAGUACUGCUUGUUGCAUGCCACCCCAAUCUCUGAAUGGUGUGAGGCUCCAGGCCUUACCCAAGAUUUGUGUUUCCUUUUACAAAUGAGGCACAGUGGAGACUGUGAUGCCUUUAUUAUUGUUGUUAUUUAGUCAUUUAGUUGUGUCUGACUCUUCGUGACCCCAUGGACCAGAGCACGCCAGGCACUCCUGUCUUCCACUGCCUCCCGCAGUUUGGUCAAACUCAUGCUGGUAGCUAGGGGAACACUGUGGUUUAUUUGUGCAUACUGCAUAUACAAUCUGAGUCUACGAUGGAGAGGUUUCCAAGAGGGUCUCUUGCUUUCCCGUAGGCACAACAGCCUUGGAUUAAAAUCAGAAAUCAGACAUGUGUUCUGUCUCCUUCUUACAGCCUGUCCCAGUUUUUGCCAGCGCAUCACUGCCAACUUUCAUCCUAAAAAUUCUGGCCUUUUGUCUCCUACUUACUACCUCUCUAGAGGAAGGAGGGGCUCACACCCCCACUGCUGUCCAGCACAAAGUAACUGCUUUGUUAAUCACUCACCUCCCUUCCCCCCUUGUUUCCAUAAUGACUCGGUUAUUAACAAGCUUUGCUCUCCUAAUAACCCGUAACAAACUGAUGAGCGAUCACCAGGUUGGCCUGCCUUGUAUUUUUAACUUAAGAGAUUUGUAAUGGUUUAACUUCCCAAAUCUUGAUUAAGUCUACCUUUUAUUGGACCCAGGAAUUUAGGGUGUCACACACCCCAUAAACUGGUAACAGUAUCAUGGGUUGGUUUGCAGUGUUGCCAUAAUGCAUUGGAAAAUCUGGUAAGUGCCUUCUGGACAACAUUUCCUGACUGCAUUUCCUAAACAUGCAAAACCAAACCAAAAUACACUUGCAUAAAACCUUUGCCUCUAAUAUAAUAAAAAAGAAAUCCAUACAGUUUUUCUUAUAAGGAGCUAAUGCCUACUAUGGGCUGUUUAGUUUUCAAAAGCAUCCAUGCUACAGUAACAUUCAACAGACUUCCAAUCUUUAAUGGCAAAUAUAUAAACUAUUACUUACUUAAAAUCAAAGAGCUUGAAGGAAUGUCAGGUAUUGUCUAGGUACAUACAAAUGCGGAGACAGGAUUCCCUGUAAUUAAGCCUUCUCUGAAAGAACACUCCUUGGCAUGUCUUUAAAAAUAUUUCUUAUAGGAGAUAAUCUGUGGGCCACUAUGUUAUAUGUUACUCUUGGAUUCAGAGUAAAUGUGCAAGAUUGUAUAUGGAACAAGUACUUAGGGUACCAACAUUGGAAGGGAGGAGGAUGGAACUUCUAGUUGACUUGAAUAUGCACCUCAGAGUGCUUUGUGUAGCAUAUCGUGCACUACAGCAUCUUAUAUUUUUUGAGUUAUAAGCUUCAAUAAAAAAAAAUCAAAAAAGAACCAAUUCUAAAAACAAAAAUGAGGUGAGCAGCAUAAUUUAUAAAUACUAUGCUUAUAGAGGCACCAUUUGGGUAUGUGUAUUUUGCCUCCAGCCAAACAGACACAUAGGCUGUACAUGUACACAUCAUUCAUAAUAUUUUGGAAAUACUUUCUUUGUGCAAAAAACAAGAGAGUGGAAAAUAAAAAGUAGCAGAAAAACUCUGGCUUCAUUAACUUAUUCCUCAACAGUAUUCAUCAGUUCUUACUUGUAUUGAGAAACAUUUGCUAAUUGCCACCUUACCAUUCCUAUAGGUCAGAUCCACUGCCUGCUGCUUCUCUCUGUGGCAAAGACUAAAAACAGUGAAUUCCAUUAUCUUUAGUGCAGUUCUUUAAAUAUUUGAAAGUAGAUCUAUCCUCAUUUCUCAUAUUUAAUGUAGUAUUAACAUAUUUUAAAAACUUCUCUUUCAUUUCUUCAUGGAUGUGUUUGCACACAUAGUCAGUGAAUCCCAAGUCAUGGACCCGACUGUACAUUUGUGGUCAAUAAUGGCUAUAAAUGGUGAGUUUGGGUCUAACCAGGCAUUCUGAAGGCAUUCAAUAUUUGUCUUAAAUUGAAUUAUCCAUUGUUUCCAAUUCCAAGUAAUCAUAGAUGAAGCCAAACUUUGCUUCUUUAUGCAUGUCCAAAUUUGUUCUUUUUGGAUUUAGUGAGACUAAAUCCCUGCCACCUCCCUUCCAAACAUUAUUCUUUAGAGAAUUAUGUUUGCAUUUCAAAUAAAAAAUGUAUUCAGUAUAUUCGACUAACUUAGCACAUGCUUUUAUAGUAUCUUUCUGCCUUCUCAGCUGUCUGACAGGUAAUAAGAGAUUGUGGGUUAUAUAUUUGUUUAUUAACAUUGCUAUUCAAGUUGUACCACUAGAAAAAAAUGAUAUUAUGUCUGCUUCUGUUGUACAUUUAUAAGGGUGAAAUGCUCCUCUUGUGAAAUUUUGUCAUCUGUAAAAGCUGCUACUGUAGAACAAUGAGAAAUUGACAUACUUUAUAUUGAGGUCUGUUCUGACUUUAAACAGACACGUGCAUAGUAUUGGAACACAGUUAUUGUUUUUGUAAACCAAAUAAUGUAUUUUGGAGCUUGCUUACAUGUGUAUUUUAAAUAGGCAACACUAAUUAGACAAGUUACAGAAUCUAAUUUAAGUUUUGGGAAAUAGGAAGUAUGCUGCAAACAUUGUGUGGAAGAACUAUGAAUAAAUAGCUGCACUUGUAAUUCCUACUAGCAGGGCACAUUUGGAUGACAUGAACAUACGAAAUAAAGAAAUUCUAAUUUGAGUAUGUUGGAAAGGCAGAGCUGUGUGAAAUCUAUAUACUUAUAGAUAUUUUUAAAACUUUAUUUUGAUGUCUCUAGGGCUGCCUUUUUCAAUCUUCGGUCCACAGAUGUUGUUGUCGUUCAUCAGGGGACCCAAUAUUGAGAUAGGUUGUUAUAGUGUAUGUAGAUAUGCAUGCAAACAACUUUUAUUCCAUUUUCCUCAGAACAAUUGCACAGCAAAUAUGAAAAGCUGUAAAAGUUAGUAAUAGACGUUAUGGAAUUUUAUAACAGUAAGGGGAAGAACUCUGGUAGUUGAAGUGGUAUUUAUGAACAGAUGCUCAUCUUUGUGGUAUAUCAAUCAAUAUACAGACAGAAUGCUACUCAUCUAUUGCCUGUCUCAAAGGCCUUUGUAGCUCACAUGCUUAGUAUUAGUGAUUUUCUUCCUCAGGUGCAACGGUGCACACAUUUGGAGGCUUUGUUUCUAUAGGAGUGGUUAGAGCAAACAUAAUACGUUCUGUUGUAAUGCAUCUGUUGUCACCUUCAAUGGCUAUAAACGUACUGUAUUUUUCGCCCUAUAGGACACACCGGCCCAUAGGACACACCUAAUUUUUUUUGGGGGGGGAUAAAGAAAAAAAUUUUAUUCCCCCCCCCCCCAGCUGCGGCUUCAGCGCGCCCCGCGCUUCAGGCAGCAGGCUUCUAUCCGCAGCCUAGGGAGCCCUGCGGGAACUCCCGCGGGCUCCCCAGGCUUGCUGAUAGUUUCCUGAAGCCUGGAGAGUGAGAGGGGUCGGUGCGCACCGACCCGUCUCGCUCUCCAAGCUUCAGCGAAAGCCUGCAUUCGCCACAUAGGACGCACACAGAUUUCCCCUUCAUUUUUGGAGGGGAAAAAGUGCGUCCUAUAGGGCGAAAAAUACGGUAAUAGGUUUUUCUCAUUCCCACAUGGAGAGUCAUGUUUGCUUCCAGUUGCUAAGCAGGAAGAGUUAGCAGGAGGCAGGGACUUAUUUGCCUCAGAUUAAUGGGUCUUCUCAUGGUCAAAACCUAAGAUGGUGCCAUGCUUUCCCCCUAUUUAAUUGUUGCAGCUCCAUUGCCAUAGCACAGUUGACAAAAAAGAAUUGCACUUAGUAGUUCUCCUUUUUGGUGGCAGGCCAGUGUGGGCUGAAACUGAUUGCCUAUGAAAGCUAAUUGGGAACUUUUUCCAUUAUUGCCUCUUGCUUUGUGGGUCUUUUCUCCUUUUCUGAAAUACUUAUGAGUAGAGCAGUCCGGCCUCUGGAUCUUUCAUGCUGGAGGAGGGUUGGAUACUUCUACCUAGUUUAGUCUGGCUGUUCCCAGCUUACCCAUAGGGAAUAGACAGUGCAAACUGCCAAAAUACUGGGGCAAGGAGGAGGAGGAGUUCAAAUAGACAAGGAUCUGCAGGACCCUUAGCCAGUAACAAGUUAUGCUGAGAGACCUAAUCUGGGUCUGUUUGCUGUUCAGGCAUGAUCACUUCCUGUGAAAUUGCGGGUCUGCCUCAUAUAACAGUCCAAAGGAUUUUAAAGAAAUCUCUCAUGGACCAGUUGGUCUGCUGCAAAGCAGCAGAGGCUCGUGAGUGUGUGCACUUGUGUCCACAUGGACCUCUGUGCAUUCUGGGGUCUAAUUGUAGCCUUUGGAGUGAUGUAGCUUCAAAAAGGUUUAUGGCAAUAUUCUAUGCCUCCUUCAGGGUGCUCUUCCUUCCUGGGUGAAUUCAUGUACGAGGCUGUGGAAAGCAUAGCUUUAUGAUAACUUUCUCCCCACUUUUAAAUAAAGACUCUCCUUCAUGUGUGCGUGUGUGUGUGUGUGUGUGUGUGCGCGCGCGCGUGCAUGUUUAAUGACAGUGAAAAUUUUCAAAUUCAUGCUGGAGUGAAAUACAAAUAAAGUGGAAUUUUCUCAUUUUCCUUCUGUAUGGAGAAUAGAGCAGUAUGAUUAGUUUCCUACAUGGCUACACUUUGACACAGCUGUAGUAUUCAGAUCUGCAACUAAUAUGUAUGCCUAGAAGUGCUAUCUUCUGAUGCAUUAUUUAACUUUUUGCAUAUAGUAUGAUCUUUUAUUUAUUCUGUGUAAACUUUAUUCUUCAUGAUGAUGUUCUUACAUAUAUUAUCCAUAAUCAUCCACUCGGUACUGCUGGCUUGUUGUACGGUAUUUAUCUUUACUAUCUACUCUGCAAGUGUUUGCAGAGUAAUAGCAAAUAAGUUCAAAUUUUCUUUUGAACGUACAGAUACGAAAUAUGCCAAUAUUCUCAGUGUCAAGGUUAUAACCAUGACUUAGAUUUCAAUCCUGAAUAAAUCUAAUUGGAUAAAAUAUAUGUUGAUUUAAAAUAAGACUAAAGGGUUAUUCAUAUCUGUGUGUCAGUCAUAUGAAGUACAGUCUUCACAUGACAAUUGUGCCACAUCAGUUUCAUAUGGAAAGUCACCUGUUCAUAUUGCUCUGAUAAGAAAAGCUUGAUCCUGGAAUAUAGCAUGACAAACAAAAUACAGGAAACCUAAUAUCCCUGCUGUUGCUGUGGCUCACUUUUCACACGAAGGUCAUUUUAGACAAAUGCCUUCCCAUAUGAAAGUAAGUUAUAGCUUGUAUGUGCAAACUGUACACAUAUAUUUCGUGCCUGCUUGCAAAUGUGUAUUGAGGUUCAGUAACUUAACAGGCUGUUUAUUAAGACAAAUCCCGUUUACCUUUUCAACUGUGAGGCCACAGUUGUGGCGCAAUGCAGCUGGCUGUCAUUGCUGGGGCUCCUCUUCCCACACACCUCAACAGCCAUCGGGAGAAUCAUUUCCUCUCCUGUUGCCUGGGUGGGGGGGAAGGGGUUGAAUUUUUCCCACCCACAAAUCUAGGAAUUGUGGGUGAGUUUUGAGCACAUCGCCAGGGGGUGGAUCCAGUGGCGCAGGAAGUGGGGUGCGGUAGAUAUGGUCAAAACCCAGGGGUCAUCACUGAGGGGGGUGACAAAAUGGCAAAGAUAUGUGUUUUUGGAAAAAAAUAACUCCCGCACCCACUGCACCCCCUUCUUACGCCACUGCAGGAGCACUUUCCCCUCAAGUGAUUUCCAGAAACCAGAAGUAUUGCUGCCUCCAACUUUGCAGGCAGAGCACAGUCUUUAUGGCUAGUAGCUUUCGACAGCCCUCUCAUCCAUGUAUCUGCCCAAUCCAGAGGCGUAGCUAGGUGAGGCAGGGGGCACUGGGUGUCACACCGCAGGGCCUGCAGCAUGCCUGAGCUAUGCAUUUCUCCUGAGAGGGAGGCGGCAGGCAGACUGCCUGCAAGCUCCUGACAUCCACGCUGCUUUUUGAGCAGCGCGGGGCUUGUGUCUGCCCACUGCCUCAGCCGCCCUACAGCUGAGGGGGAGGCUGCAGAGAGACUCCACGCAGCACACCCUGCCUUGGCUCACCCCGCCCCCAUGGGCAGCUCACUCCGCUCCCGGUUGCAAGAAUCCUAGGGGAGGUGCUUCUGUCCGAAUGCCCAGACAAGGGCUGAGGGGUGAUCCUUAAGAGUUGGUCUUAUUCAAUGUACCGUAUUUUUUAGUGUAUAAGACUAGAUUUCCCCCCUAAAAACAUAAUGUUAAAAAUUAGGGGGGGCAUCUUAAACACAGAUAUAUCUCCCCCCAUUUCCCUAAAUCUGAGUCCCCCAAAAUAGGGGGGCAUCUAAUACAUGGGGGCGUCUUAUAGACGGGAAAAUCCAGUAUGUCAUAGGGCAAUCCAAACCCAGGAUCAAACCCCAAUUGUAAUCAGCUAGCAGACUGACUGGAUGGUUCAGGAUACCCCUAAGCCUACUUACAUCUGUAAUCAAUAAACGUUGUGGCCUGUUUCGAUCCCAGAUCAUCCACUUAGGUAAUUUUUUGCUUCUCACUCCCCAGCUUCAGGGGUGGUGGGCUCACUGCACCUGGGCACGCAACUGAAUAUUAAUACACAUUAUCGUGUGGUUAAAAGUCAUCUAGAGGAAAAUAAAAUAAGAAUCAUUAGAAUGAUAAUAGCCUGAUCCUUAAUAUGCAUCUGAUUUCUAUAUUUGUGUUGGUUUCCUUGCAAUUUUAAGGUCAGUCUUCUAUACUGGCAACAAUUGAAAGUGUGGAUAAGGAUUAAUUUUUUUCAUGAAUUGUAUUUUCUUUUCAGUGGGAUGCUAUAACAGAAAUGGAUGAAUAUAAUCGCCCCAUCCACACUUACCAGGUAUGUAAUGUUAUGGAACCCAACCAGAACAACUGGCUUCGUACAAACUGGAUCUCCCGUGAUGCAGCUCAGAAAAUUUAUGUGGAAAUGAAGUUUACACUGAGGGACUGCAACAGCAUUCCAUGGGUACUGGGAACAUGCAAGGAAACAUUUAACCUCUACUACCUGGAAUCAGAUGAAUCCCAUGGAAUUAAAUUCAAGCCAAACCAGUACAGUAAAAUUGAUACUAUUGCAGCUGAUGAGAGUUUUACUCAGAUGGAUUUGGGUGAUCGCAUCCUUAAACUGAACACAGAAGUUCGUGAGGUGGGACCAAUAAACAGGAAAGGAUUUUUUCUUGCUUUUCAAGACAUUGGUGCGUGCAUUGCUUUGGUCUCUGUCCGUGUUUACUACAAAAAGUGUCCUUUCACUGUUCGGAAUUUGGCUAUGUUUCCUGACACUAUUCCAAGGGUUGAUUCUUCAUCUUUAGUGGAAGUACGAGGUUCCUGUGUGAAGAGUGCUGAGGAGCGGGACACUCCAAAAUUAUAUUGUGGAGCAGACGGGGAUUGGCUUGUGCCUCUAGGACGAUGCAUCUGCAGUGUUGGGUAUGAAGAAGUGGAUGGUUCCUGCCACG
Molecule: messenger RNA, 52749 nt
Organism: Podarcis lilfordi (Lilford's wall lizard)
Lineage: Eukaryota; Metazoa; Chordata; Lepidosauria; Squamata; Lacertidae
Source: the annotation of a GenBank genome assembly